Molecule: messenger RNA, 45885 nt
Organism: Podarcis lilfordi (Lilford's wall lizard)
Lineage: Eukaryota; Metazoa; Chordata; Lepidosauria; Squamata; Lacertidae
Source: the annotation of a GenBank genome assembly
GGCGGAGCAGGAGCCGCUGCCGGCGGCGCCUCCUUGCUCCUCCGCGCGCCCCUGGCUGGUCUUGCCUCUGCGCGGCUGCUCGCAGGUCUGGUCCAGGUAUCAGCGCCGCCGCCGCCUCCACCUCCGGCCAGGGCUACCCGGAGCGUCCCGGAGAAACGGCGCCGCGAUGACGGUCAAGCUGGACUUCGAGGAGUGCCUGAAAGACUCGCCGCGCUUCAGGUGGGUCCGCUUGGCGCGCCGCGCCGUGCGCCCUUGGCCAUGCAGCUGGUGCGCUUUUACGCAUCGCGCUCCGGCCGGUGCCAGGCGGAGGCAGGCGGGCUGUCCCGCCGCCACGCAGCUGCUCCGACGGCGCGCCUUGCAGAGACGGCGCUCCCGCUCGCUCCCGCGCACGGCUCCGCUGCCUGCCUUCGCCCGCCUCCCUCCUCCACUGGUUGGAGACGAGCCGGCAGUUCCUUCGGCCUUGGAGGGAGGACGUCCCGGGCCUGCUUUCCUUUCAAACAAACUCAGGAGGAGAGUUUUCGCUUGGGGAGGGAAGGCUGGGCUGCGUUGUUGGAGAAGGGGAGGAAGUGUCGCCUAGUGGUGAGAGCAGAGGGGGCGGCUAAAGACCCAACUGGCGGGGUCCGGAAGAGGGAGAAGUGUUGGGGCUUCGGUGAGAAACCCUAAAUGAUGGGAUAAAUAUUAAGGAAUGGAAGGGAAUCAAUCGCUCUUUCUCCUUUUCCGGAGGUGAGGGGGAUUUCUCCAAUCAUAUAGGGACCCUUAGGGUCAUCUAGUCCAACCCCCUGCCGUGCAGGAAUCUCAUGAUAAGGGGAGAGCUCCCAUUUUGGGGGGGGGCUUCUUUUUGCCUCCCUUUUGGGGGCCCUUUCCUCCCCACUUCUCUCCUUUGCACCAGGCUACAAAAGGAGUCCAACAGUGCAGGAAGAGGCAGAAGUGUGUGUGUAAAAUACUACUAAAUUGGGGGCGGGGGGGGGGCAGUGGACAGUGUGGAGAUGAUACUGUGAAGCAAAGCGGAGCUGCCGGUGGGGUUGCCAACUUUUCAACCAGCUCUCUGCUCCUGUGUCUUUAUCAGCGGUUAGCGCUGCAGCAACCGGCCUGUUCCUUGCUGUUUGCCCACCUGCCCCUAAUGGCGCAGGAGCAGGCUAGGCUUGUGGAGGGGGGGUGAUUUUGGGGUGAGGGGCGGUAAGUUGGCAACUCCGGUUGUCAGGGCUGCUGUGCUGAGGCUCAGGGCGCCUAAACUGUAAUGGAGGAGCUAGCGCCACACUCAGCUCUUGAGAAUCCGGCAGAGCAGGUGUAAGACUGCGGGCUAUUUCUAGUGGUGUGGUUUUGGUAGUGCCCCCUUCUCUCCCCACCCCAAAAAAAACCCCACUAGCAGGAGUUUCCGGCCUGUACACAUGGGAGCCCAGACCUAACGCUGGGGCGAAGAGGCAGGAAGUGAUAACUGGGGCAAGGCUAGAAAGCGUUCCUGGGGUCGCUUGGGCCCCCAAAACCCCCUAAGCCGGCAUGUUUCAGUGUGGGGCAGUCACCGUUGCCCCAUAUUCUGUGCCUGGGGUGUAUUUGUGCGAAAUUUGGGGCCGCUUUCUGCAGAGAAGCACAUCCGUUGAGUGGAUUUCUGUUUAACUUUUAUAUGUUGACAUUAUUUUUUUAUACUAUUCUAAUCGAUUGUUGAGAAUGUUACUUUUUUGAUAUAGGCUGCCUAUUUUAAAGUUAUGUUUUAUGAUCACAUUUUUGUAUUGCAUUAGAUUGUUAUAAGAUGUACAUUUUUUUGUUUCUUCAGCUUGUAAACCGCCUUGAGUAUUGGAAGAUAGAAAGGCGGGAUACAAAUUAAAAAUGAUGAUCCGGCCCUGAAGCAUUGCGGUUCAGGCUGGCCCCAAACACCCGUGUGGGGCAGUGAUGUUUUGAGGGGUGAAUCUGUUGGGGGACCCCAACUCCCCAGGGUCUUCUCUGGUGGUACAAAAGAGGAUGGCGUUGGCUGUAUAUUUUUCAGAGCUGAGGGACUCAAAAGCCUUUUGGCCAGGCCCCACCAGCAAUAUCAUGUUGCUUUAAAUCACCAUGGUUUCCCUCACCCACCCAAGGAAUCCUGGGAACUGUAGUUUGAUAAGGGUCUCGUAGUUGUUUGGCACACCCUUACAGAACUACAACUCCCAGACUUCCCUGGAAAAGAGUGACUGGCUGUUAAACCGCUCUGCGAAUUGUAGCUCUGUGAGUGGAGCUCACCUGACAACGCUCAGCUCCCUUAACCAAACUACAGCUCCCAGAAUUCCUUGGGUGAAGCCAUGAAAGUUCAACCAGGGAAUUCUGGGAACAUUCGCUCUCUGAGAAGGAAAUAGGAACCAGCUUCUGACUCUCAGCUCCCAGAAUUCCUUGGGGGAAGCCAUGAUAGUUCAACCAGGGAAUUAUGGGAACAGUCGCUCUCUGAGAGGGAAAUAGGAGCCAGCUUCCGACUCUCAGCUCCCAGAAUUCCUUGGGUGAAGCCAUGAUAGUUCAACCAGGGAAUUCUGGGAACAGUCGCUCUCUGAGAGGGAAAUAGGAACCAGCUCCUGACUCUCAGCUCCCAGAAUUCUUUGGGGGGAAGCCAUGACUGUGUAAAGUGGUCUGAUCCUGCUUUAUAUGACAACACUUCAAACCGCCAUGGCUUCCCCCAGAGACUUCUGGGAGUUUAAGGCUGCUGAGAGUUGUUCGGAGAGCCCUUUAUUUCUCCUCACGGAGCUACAAUUCCCAGAACGGUUUAGCAGUCAGCCUCUCUUCUCAGGGAGCUCUGGGAAGUGUAGCUCUCGGAGGGGAAAUAUGGGGUCUCCUGGCAACACCCUCGGCGCCCUUCACCAAACUACAGCUCCCAGAAUUCCUUGGGGGAAGCCAUGAUAGUUCAACCAGGGAAUUAUGGGAACAGUCGCUCUCUGAGAGGGAAAUAGGAGCCAGCUUCCGACUCUCAGCUCCCAGAAUUCCUUGGGGGAAGCCAUGAUAGUUCAACCAGGGAAAUAUGGGAACAGUCGCUCUCUGAGAGGGAAAUAGGAGCCAGCUUCCGACUCUCAGCUCCCAGAAUUCCUUGGGGGAAGCCAUGAUAGUUCAACCAGGGAAUUCUGGGAACAUUCACUCUCUGAGAAGGAAAUAGGAACCAGCUCCUGACUCUCAGCUCCCAGGAUUCCUUGGGCGAAGCCAUGCCAGUUUGACACAUCAACCCCACCUCCCAGGGAACUCGGGGGGGGGGGAAUAGGGGUCUCCCAAUGGCUCUCUGCAAACCAAACUACAGUUCCCAGGACUCUUUGGGGGAAGCAACGCCUUCUCAGAGUGAAAUGGCUUUGAACGUGAACAUGGCCCUGAGAGUCACAGACGGUGUCCUCAUGGUUUCCAUUCUCCAGCUGUGUGUGGCUGGGACAUGAGAGAUUGUUUCCAGGCGUCACUGAUUUCCACUUGUAGGAUGUUCUGCCACAAUUUUCCUCUGGUGGGACGCCCAGUGGGUGGUUUUAAAAAUGCUUCUCUUUCCCAGGUGAGAAAGGCUGGGCCGUCUCUCUCUCUCUUUCCACAAAACACACACACACUUUUUUUUGGGUGUGUCGCAGCAUCGUCAAACUUGUGCUUUGUGUUUGAUGCCCGUCCGCCUUGCCUCGUUCCUCCCAGCUUCCUGUGGUUUUGCCACACUUCCCUCCUCGUCGGAGCCGCUUCUGAGUUUCUUCCGCUCCGGUUUGAGCCAUAGCCCAGGUGCAUUGUGGGGGACGUGCACGCGGUGGCCAUCUUGAAAUGGCCUGAGUUCGGUUUCCUGAGCGGGAACCCAGUUUGGAGGUAUUUACAGAGCACCUCCAAUCUAGGUAACUCAAGUAAAAGCCAGAAACCAGGCAAAAUUUGGGAAUCAGGCCUCCUGUUGGUCUCCCUGCAGAGGGCCUUCUCGGUGGUGGCCCCCGCCCUGUGGAACUCCCUCCCACCAGAUGUCAAAGAGAAAAACAACUACCAGACUUUUAGAAGACAUCUGAAGGCAGCCCUCUUUAGGGAAGCUUUUAAUGUUUAAUACAUUACUGUAUUUUAAUAUUUUGUUGGAAGCCACCCAGAGUGGCUGGGGAAGCCCAGCCAGAUGGGUGGGGUAUUAAUAAUAAUAAUAAUAAUAAUAAUAAUAAUAAUAAUAAUAUUCCGGCCUACCAGACCACAUGCAUGAGUGUGCUGCUUAGGGUGGGUGUAUUAUUAUGGGAUGGGUGCUCCUCCUCUCCCAUGCAGGCUUUUUGCAGCCUCCGUACCAUCAAAAUGCCCGUUCCAAGGAAGACUUGGCAAUUUUUUACAAAGCCAUUAUUUGUGAUAUCUCAGUGGCCCGUUUGCAAUUCUAAGCCAUUGCCUGGAAGAGUUUAUUCCCGACUCUUUCCAGAGGUCCUUGUAACAUAGAAAUUGUAGUUGGACCCAUAUACACUGAAGGUUUAAAGCAGCAGUCAGGUUUUUCUCCACCCCCCAAAAAGAAUCUUGGGAACUCUAGUUUGUUCUGGGUGCUGAGAGCAGUUGGGAGUCCUGCCUAUUCCCCUUCACAGAUCUACAGUUCUCUGGAAGGCAGCCCUGUUUAGGGAAGUUUUUAAAAUGUGUGACAUGUUAAUGUAUUUUUAAUCUUUGCUGGAAGCCGCCCAGAGUGGCUGGGGAAAGCCAGCCAGAUGGGCGGGGUACAAAUAAAUUAUUAUUACUAUUAUUAUUAUUAUUAUUAUUGAUUGUUGAACCACUCUAGGAUUUGAAUAAUAGAAUUAUAGAGUUCGAAGGGACCCGUACGGUCAUCUAGCCCAACCCCCUGCUAUGCACGGGGGUCGUCUCUCAUUUACUUAUUACCUUCCCUUCCCUUCAAGGUCCCAGGGUGGGUCAUGGCAUUUGUUAUAUGGAAAAAUUAGGGAUUGCCCUCCACUCAUUGCCGGCCGUGGACUUAGGAGACACCGAACCCCUGGAUAGAGAGUUGGGCUGCGAAAGCCAACCCCAAAUUUUCCACAUAUCACGUGAAAACGCAGCAUUAAAAACAGAACAACAAUCGCAAGACUCAGACGGGUCCUGAAAACCAGGGCAACUCUUGGCACCCUUUGUUGUUGUUGUUUAGUCGUUUAGUCGUGUCCGCCUCUUCGUGACCCCCUGGACCAGGCACUCCUGUCUUCCACUGCCUCCCGCAGUUUGGUCAAACUCAUGCUGGUAGCUUCGAGAACACUGUCCCACCAUCUCGUCCUCCGUCGUCCCCUUCUCCUUGUGCCCUCCAUCUUUCCCAACAUCAGGGUCUUUUCCAGGGAGUCUUCUCUUCUCAUGAGGUGGCCAAAGUACUUGGAGCCUCAGCUUCAGGAUCUGUCCUUCCAGUGAGCACUCAGGGCUGAUUUCCUUCAGAAUGGAGCAGUUGGAUCUUCUUGCAGUCCAUGGGACUCUCAAGAGUCUCCUCCAGCACCAGAAUUCAAAAGCAUCCAUUCUUCGGCAAUCAGCCUUCUUUAUGGUCCAGCUCUCACUUCCAUACAUCACUACUGGGAAAACCAGAGCUUUCACUAUACGGACCUUUGUUGGCAAGGUGAUGUCUGCUUUUUAAGGGUCUCGGCACCCUUAGCAAACUACAAUUCCCAGGAUUCCUUGGGCAGGAGGAGGGGGAAGCCAUGGUGCAGACGGGGCCUUUUAUAUUGUGUGUUUUUGUUUUUUUUAAUGUUGCGGUUUUGUGUUCCAAGCUGACCUGAGACCUACGGGUAUAGGGCGGCAUUCAAAUUUAAUAAAUAAUAGUAGUCACUUGUCACUCUGAGAACGUCUCUUCGUGUGCGGCAAAACCAGUUCGCUGUGGAUAGGAAAGGUUUCCAGGCAACUGGCAGGAAGUGGUCGCAACGCCGGCCGAGGCAGGAAGCUUGCGAAGCGACCGCAAGGCAGCUUUCAGGGUUGGCGGAGAAGAACAGAGGUGCUUCUAAAACGCUACUCGGCCCCUAAGCUCAGCUCCUGGGCUCCCCUUCCUCGCUCCUGCACAGAUGGUCUUUUCUUGCAAGUUCCUGUCCUGCUACCUGGUAUGCCCCACAGAGGACCUUAAGGUCCAUAAAUAGCAACACCCUAGAGGUCCCAGGUCACCCUAGAGGGACGCGGGUGGCGCUGUGGGUUGAACCACAGAGCCUAGGGCUUGCCGAUCAGAAGGUCGGCGGUUCGAAUCCCCGUGACAGGGUGAGUUCCCGUUGCUCAGUCCCUGCUCCUGGCCACUUAGCAGUUCAAAAGCACACCAGUGCAAGUAGAUAAAUAGGUACCGCUCUGGCAGGAAGGUAAACGGCGUUUCCGUGCACUGCUCUGGUUCGCCAGAAGCAGCUUAGUCAUGCUGGCCACGUGCUGUACGCCGGCUCCCUCGGCCAGUAAAGCGAGAUGAGCGCCACAACCCCAGAGUCGGUCAGGACUGGACCUAACGGUCAGGGGUCCCUUUACCUUUACCUUUAGAAAUCCCAGGCCGUAAGGAAGUCAGAUUAGCCUCAACCAGAGCCAGGGCCUUUUCAACACUGGCUCCGGCCUGGUGGAACGCUCUGUCUCAUGAGACCAGGGCCCUGCGGGAUCUGAUAAAAUACAUAAUUUUAAAAAGCAGAGCCUGCUGGAAGGUGUGUAGAGGAGGGUGACCAAGAUGAUUGAGGGUCUGGAAACCGAGCCAUAUGAGGAGUGGUUGAAGGAGUUGGGUAUGUUUAGCCUGAAAAAGAGGAGAUAUGAGAGCCAUCUUCAAAUAUCUGCAGGCCUGCCCCAUGGAAGAAGGAGCAAGCUUGUUUUUCGCCUGUUUUGGAGGGUAGAACCCAAUCCAAUGGAGUCGAGUUUCAAGAAGGGCGAUUCUGAGGAAACAUUAGGAAGAGCUUUUUGAUGGCAAGACCCGUUUGCCAGUGGAAUGGGUAAAAUGCGAGGCGAUGUUCUGGUGGCUAAACAGUUGCCUCAUAGAGAAGCUGGGAAGCAGGACCUGAGUGCGAGAGUCCUCUCUGCCUUCUGCAGUUUCCAGCAGCUGGUAUAAUCUUCAUACGUACAAACGGGAAAUAGAGACAGAGUGAAUGGUUUCCCCCAGGCCAGGUACAAGACAGAAGUACUGUUUGGGGGAUAGGAGACGGGCAGGUGUGGGGGACUCCCUGGUCCUGAAUGGGGCAACUGUGCCCCUAAAGGACCAGGUGCGCAGCCUGGGAGUCAUUCUGGACUCACCGCUGUCCAUGGAGGAGCAGGUCAGUUCUGUGUCCAGGGCAGCUGUCUGCCAGCUCCAUCUGGUGCGCAGGAUGAGACCCUUCCUGGCCGCAGACUGUCUCUCCAGAGUGGCACAUGCUCUGGUUAUCUCCUGCUUGGACUACUGCAACACGCUCUAUAUGGGGCUACCUUUGAAGGUGACCCGGAAACUACAACUAAUCCGUAAUGCGGCAGCUGGACUGGUGACUGGGAGCGGCCACCGAGACCACAUAACACCGGUCUUGAAAGACCUACAUUGGCUCCCAGUACGUUCCCGAGCACAAUUCAAAGUGUUGGUGCUGACCUUGAAAGCCCUAAACGGCCUCAAAGGCCCAGUAUCCCUGAAGGAGCGUCUCCACCCCCAUCGUUCUGCCCGGACACUGAGGUCCAGCACCGAGGGCGUUCUGGCAGUUCCCUCAUUGCGAGAAGUGAAGUUACAGGGAACCAGGCAGAGGGCCUUUUCGGUAGUGGCACCCACCCUGUGGAACACCCUCCCUACAGAUGUCAAGGAAAUAAGCAGCUAUCUUAUCUGAAGGCAGCCCUGUUUAGGGAAGUUUUUAAUAUCUAAUCCUGUAUUGUUUUUAACACUCGAUUGGGAGCCGCCCAGAGUAGCUGGGGAAACUCAGCCAGAUGGGCGGGGUAUAAAUAUUAUUAUUAUUAUUAUUAUUAUUAUUAUUAUUAUUAUUAUUAGGUCUGUGGCUGAGGCAGACCUUGAACCCAUGUUAAAUCCCGGUUAUGCACCUGUGCUGAUAUUUCUCUCCUCCCUCUUAUUUCCCUCGCCCCCCAACCUCAGGGCUGCCAUUGAGACGGUGGAAACGGAGGUCUCUGCUUUGGAGUCUCAGCUGGAAAAGGUGAGGAAGCGGCGAUCGGCUUGCAAGGGUCCUUAGCUGUGCGGUGGGAGACUUUGCAAAGGGCUCCUUUGCUUGUCGAGAGAAGGCCUUGCUCCUGGGGAAACGGCAAAUUCUUCCCCACAAGCUGGAGCAGAAAAACUUGUUGACACGACUGCAAAAACCCAGGGUGGGGCAGGCCUUUGGGGUCACAUGGGAUGAAGCAUCCUUAGACCUAUCCGGGGCCCACACCGUGCAGGCCUUGCAAGGCAAAAAACAACUGUCGUUUGAAAUACAGUCAUACCUCGGGUUACAGACACUUCAGGUUGCGUUUUUUCGGAUUAUGGACCGGCCAAAACCCGGAAGUACCGGAAUGGGCUACUUCCGGGUUUUGGCAGUCGCGCAUGCGCAGAAGCGGUAAAUUGCGCUUUUCGCGUGCGCAGAAGCACCGAAUCGCAACCCGUUCAUGCGCAGACGGGUUGCGAACGUGCCUCCUGCACGGAUCACGUUUGCAACCCGAGCGUCCACUGUAGUAAUGAAAUGCAACAGAGGGGAGACCGCAUAGGGGAAGAGAAAUGGAAGUGGGAGCGGUGAACAGGGAAUACUCUGCAUUUGUUAUUUUCCCUGAUUUUAAAAAUACAAUCAUACCUCGGAUCCUGAACGCCUUGGGAGUCGAAUUUUUGGCUCCCGUACGCCGCAAACCCGGAAGUGAGUGUUCCGGUUUGCGAACGAUCUUUGGAACCCGAAUGUCCUCCGUGGGUUCCGAUUGGCUGCAGAAGGUGCUUCCUGCAGCCAAUCGGAAGCCGCGCCUUGGUUUGCGAACGUUUUGGAAGUAAAAAAAAAUCAUUUGCAGUAAAAAUGAGCUGGGAGGGAGGGAAAGCUGAGAUUUCCACAUGGGAAGGGGUGUUGGUCUGCCUUUCCGUGCAGCGGGCUGCCCGUCUCUCGCGCCGCCUGACCUCCCUGUUCCUUGCCCCCUCUCUCCUGCCUACCCCCCAGCUCCUCAAACUCUGCACCACGAUGCUGGAUUCGGGAAGGCAAUACUGCGCCCACAGCAAGAAUUUUGUCUCCGGGGUCCAGGAGCUGUCUCAGAAUUCCCCAGGGGACACCAUGAUGAGCGUAAGUUUGCUCGGCGGGCAAGAAUGGGCAAUUGUGCCUGGAGGAAAGGCGGAGGAGGAGGGAAGAGGAAAGGUGUGCGAGCCCAGGUACCAGGAUGGAGGGGUAUCUCGUUCGAAUGUGGGGUGGGGAAGGGGAAAGGUUGCUUUCUUGCCUGCGCUAGCCUGCCCGGCGUUUGCCGAGCCACUGGUCUUGAAAGACGGGUUUUGCCGAGGCCUGAGGGGGGUCAUGAAAGGAGCUGUGAUUUUUGGGCACACCUUUUUUUCGGGGGGGGGGAGCGUUGGCUUAGCAGUGAGGUGACCAGGUGCAGGUAAACAUCGUUAAUCACCUAAUUGCGCCAUUUUAUUUGAGGUCUGGGAGUGGGGCAGGGCGACUGGGUGACCUGGAGCCGGUUUUCCACCCCUUAGAACCUGUUUUCACAGCCGGGGGCUUAGCUGUGCCUAGGCAGUGCCUCUGAGCAUGCGCAGAGUGCCCUUUGCUGGCGAGUGCCUGGGGCCUAGGGGAGCCCCUUCUCUCAGGUUCCACCUGACGCGGCGUUUCGUAUUUAUUUGUUUUACUCUGUAAAAUUUACACGCCGCUUGAAUGUUGUUGUUUUUAUAAAAAAGCAACAACCGCCAAAGCGAUUUAUGUGAGAAUGAAACGAGAACUAUCAAUAAUAAUAAUACUAAUAAAACUACUACUAAUUUAUUUAUAUCCCACCCUACCCAGCCAAAGCUGGGCUCAGAGCGGCUAACAACAGUUUACACAAAAUCACAAACAAUUUAUAAUAAUAAAUUUAUAUAGAUAGAUAGAUAGAUAGAUAUAGAUAUAUGUGUGUGUGUAUGUGUGUGUGUAUAUAUAUAUAAAAAAUAAAAUAAUAUAAAUAAUAUAUGUUAUUUAUUAUAUAUAUAUAUAUAAAUAUAAAUAAAAUAAUAUAAUAUAAAUAAUAUAUGUUAUUUAUUAUAUACUGUAUAUGUGUGUGUGUGUAUAUAUAUGUAUAUAUGUGUGUGUGUAUAUAUAUAUAUAUAUAUAUAUAUGUAUAUAUAAUAAAAAAUUGUCCAGUAGCACCUCAGAGACCAACUUAAGUUUGUUCCGUGUACAUGCACACUUCAGAUAUGAAAGUUUAUACCAGAACAAACUUAGUUGGUCUCUGAGGCGCUACUGGACAAUUUUUUAUUUUUUAUUAUUUUUAUUUUAACUGCGUCAGAACCAGCACGGUUACCUACCUGAAAUUAGAACUAUCAGUAAAAGUCUUUCAAAACAAUUUUUAAAAAAUGUCCGCAUAAAACUUUAAAAUCGGCGCUGAAGUAAAAAGAGAUGGAAACUGUUUUGUUGCCACCUACCGUAUUUUUCGCUUUAUAGGACGCACCUUGUUUCAGAGGGGGAGAAUAAGAAAAAAAAUAUUCUGAAUGAAACAGUGGAUAUAUGAUUUUUUGUGGAGCCCCUUCCAUUUCUCCUGCUGCUUCGCUGAAGGGGCGCUGCUCAGAGAGGGGGAGAAUUUUUUUUCUUGUCCCCCCCCCAAACCAGGUGCGUUCUCUGCGUUCAAGGUGCGCACCGACCCCUCUCGCUCUCCAGGCUUCAGUGAAGGCAACCCGAAGCCUAUGGAGCGCGGCGGGCGUUCCUUUCGACCUUCGGGUUCCUUUCGACCGCUCUUUGGGGCUGGUGGGGGGAAGAGCUUCUUUCCCCCACCGCCAGCCUAAAAGAUCCCUGAAGCCUUCGGAGCGCAGCGCGAGUUCCCGCUGCGCUCCGCAGGCUUUGGAGCCAGGAGAGUCUUCAGCAAAAGGAACAUGAAGCCUGCGGAACGCAGUGGGAACUCGCGCUGUGCUCCGGAGGCUUCAGGCGGCUAUCCCUGAAGCCUGGAGAGCGAGAGGGUUCGGUGCGCACCGACCCUUCUCGCUCUCCAGGCUUCAGCGAAAGCAACGUGAAGCCAAGGAGCACGGAGGAAGCGCUCCCUGUGCGCUUCGGAGGCUUCGCCUUGCUAUCGCUGAAGCCAAGGAGCCUGCAUUCGCUUCAUAGGACGCACACACAUUUCCCCUUAAUUUUUGGAGGGGAAAAGUGCGUCCUAUAGAGCGAAAAAUACAGUAUGCAGCUAGCAGCAACUCUCUUAAGAUUUCAAGUCUUUUUGCCAGCCCUACCCGGACGGGCUGUUGGGAAUUGAACCCGAAACCUUCUGCGUUCCAGGCAUGUGUCCUGCCACAGAGCAACAGCCUGAAAGAGGAACAUAGGAAACAGGCUGUGUGCAACACCGUGCACUUAAAGCGCAUGACUCCCCCCCCCCCGAGAGCAACCCGGGAACUGUAGUUCUCCCCUUCGCCAAACUAUAACUCCCAGCACCCGCAGCAGACUACAGUUCCCGGGGUUCCUUUUUCAGAGGGGUAAAGUUGUAAUAAUAAUAAUAAUAAUAAUAAUAAUAAUAAUAAUAAUAGAUGAUUUAUACCCCGCCCAUCUGGCUGAGUUUCCCCAGCCACUCUGGGUGGCUUCCAGUCAAGUGUUAAAAACAAUACAGCAUUAAAUAUUAAAAACUUCCCUAAACAGGGCUGCCUUCAGAUGUCUUUUAAAGAGAAGAUAGCUGCUUAUUUCCUUCACAUCUGCUGGGAGGGCGUUCCACAGGGCGGGCGCCACCACCGAGAAGGCCCUCUGCCUGGUUCCCUGUAACCUCACUUCUCACAAUGAGGGAACCGCCAGAAGGUCCUCAAAGUUGGAUCUCAGUGUCCGGGCUGAACAAUGGGGGUGGAGACGCUCCUUCAGGUAUACAGGACCGAGGCCGUUUCGGGCUUUAAAGGUCAGCACCAACACUUUGAAUUGUGCUCGGAAACGUACUGGGAGCCAAUGCAGAUCUCUCAGGACCGGUGUUCUGUGGUCCUGGCGGCCACUCCCAGUCACCAGUCUAGCUGCCGCAUUCUGGAUUAAUUGCAGUUUCCAGGUCACCUUCAAAGGUAGCCCCACGUAGAGCGCAUUGCAGUAGUCCAAGCGGGAGAUAACCAGAGCAUGCACCACUCUGGAGAGACAGUCUGCAGGCAGGGAGGGCAUCAUCCUGCGUACCAGAUGGAGCUGGUAGACAGCCGCCCUGGACACAGAAUUGAUCUGUGCCUCCAUGGACAGCUGUGAGUCCAAAAUGACUCCCAGGCUGCGCACCUGGUCCUUCAGGGGCACAGUUGCCCCAUUCAGGACCAGGGAGUCCCCCACACCCGCCCGCCCCCUGUUCCCCCAAAACAGUACUUCAGUCUUGUCAGGAUUCAACCUCAAUUUGUUAGCCGCCAUCCAUCCUCCAGCCGCCUCCAGACACUCACACAGGACCUUCACCGCCUUCACUGGUUCUGAUUUGAAAGAGAGGAAGAGCUGGGUAUCAUCCGCAUAUUGAUGGACACCCAGCCCAAACCCCCUGAUGAUCUCUCCCAGCGGCUUCAUAUAGAUGUUGAAAAGCAUGGGGGAGAGGACAGAACCCUGAGGCACCCCACAAGUGAGAGCCCAGGGGUCUGAACACUCAUCCCCCAACACCACUUGUGAGCGUUGAAUGUCUGGCGUGGGCAGGAAGCUAUGCUGACGCGCACCGCCGCUGCAUGUUUUUGCCGCAUGUGUGUUGGGGGGGUGUUUAGGUGACCGCACAUCGCUUUCCCGCCACUUUGUCAUGAGUAGCCGGACCGAAAGGGCUUUUGCAUUAGAUGUGGUGGUUUCAAGUCAAACAGCAGCGCCCACCACUUCCCUCUGAGCAAACCGAGGGCUGUUUGUGGCGGGCCAGACAGGAAAUGCUUAAGGCUGGGGGUGCCGGGGGAGGGGGCGUUCAGGUCAGCCUCUAAAUUUGGAGCCUGCUUGGAUAUUUCCGCAGCCCACAACGGGCUCUGAAAAAAAAUUACGGGGGAAACAAUGAGAUCUAGAAACUUGGUUUUUUUAAACAAAUUGGGGCUAGCGGAGAAGGCGUUGCAGAUUCCAGCCUGCAACGUGCCUUCCGUCUCUGCUCUGAUCCCCAGAUCGUAAGCAGGGGUACCGGGAGAUCCCAAACUCUGUGCCCUCUGCCCAACGCCUCUCUUCCUUGCUUGAUUUGCUCCCUUGUUGCAGGCGGGGUUGGGCUGGAUGACCUUUGGAGGACCCUUCCUUCCAACCCUGCGGUUCCCCUUGUUUUCCAGGAGUGCCUUGAGAAGUUUUCCGAGAGCUUGAAGAAGAUGAUUGACGGCCACGAGGUGAGCGGCGUCACCCGUCUUUCCGUCGCCCUCCUCCCGCGCCUUCCUCUUUCCCAAAGGGUGCUCAGCCGCUCCGUCACCCUCCAAAUGUGGGUGGGGAAAGGUUGAGAACCUAGGAAGGAGUCGAGACCAUCGGUCCAUCUAGCCCUAUAUUGCGUGCACUGGCUGGCAGCAGCUCUCGGUCAAGGGAGAUUCCCAACCUAGCUGGCGAUAGCAGGGCUUGGACCCGGGACUUUUCCGUGCGCAAAGGAGGCAGAGAUCCGUAAGCUCUGGUCCUAACCCAGCAGAGGAAGCUGCCUUAUGCUGAUCUGAUAGCUCAAUAGUCCCUACACAGACUGGCAGCAGCUCUACUUGGAGGUGAACUGCGGCCCUUUUAUCUUCCUACCUUUCUUUGUCGUAGGAGCUUCUGGAUACGACGCAACAGUCCCUCAAACAUCAGCUGCAGAGUCUGGUGAAAGAGUAUGUAUUGUGAUUGGGGCGCCCACUCCGAAGGGUCGGUUUUUUGUGUGGGGGGGUACCAGAAGGAAGGCAGCUACAGGUCGACUAGGUGGGGGGCAGUUUUGUGUUUCAAAGGGGGAGGGUGUCGAACCUUUCUUGUAUGUCCCGUGCUGUGUUUGGUCUUCGAGGGGGGAUCCAAUAGCUGCUCCCAUUUCCUGUGGCGGUGAGUUCCACAGAUCACUUGUACACCUCGAGCCUGUAAGGUUCCCUUUUCGCAGCUGCUGUUGCUACAAACACCCAGCUAACACUUUCCGGAGUCCUUCACCAUGAAAGAGAAAAUUGCAAGCCAUAAUAAUAAUAAUAAUAAUAAUAAUAAUAAUAAUAAUAAUUUAUUUAUACCCCAGCCACCCUGGGCGGCUUCCAACGAAAUAUUAAAAUACUGUAAUGCAUCAAACAUUAAAAGCUUCCCUAAACAGGGCUGCCUUCAGAUGUCUAAUAAAAGUCUGGUAGUUGUUGUUCUCUUUGACAUCUGGUGGGAGGGCGUUCCAGAGGGCGGGCGCCACCACCGAGAAGGCCCUCUGCCUGAUUCCCUGUAAUGCAUGUAAAGCAUGGGUAGGCAAACUAAGGCCCAGGGGCCGGAUCCGGCCCAAUCGCCUUCUCAAUCCGGCCCACAGACGGUCCGGGAAUCAGUUUGUUUUUCCAUGAGUAGAAUGUGUCCUUUUAUUUAAAAUGCAUCUCUGGGUUAUUUGUGGGGCAUAGGAAUUCGUUCAUGUUUAUUUAUUUUUUCAAAAUACAGUCCGGCCACCCACAAGGUCUGAGGGACAGUGGACUGGCCCUCUGCUGAAAAAAUUUGCUGACCCCUGAUGUAAAGCUUUAGAUUUUGUGGGCAGUUGUGGUUUGGGCAGCUGCCAGCACCAAAUUGUACUGGUGUUAACCACCCUGAGCCCGGCUCUGGCCGGAGAGGGCGGGGUAUAAAUAAAAUUUAUUAUAAAUUAUUAUUAUUAUUAUUAUUAUUAUUAUACCAGGAGUUAUUAUUAUUCCAGCCUCUGCUACGUUGCUUAUAUUAAUAGUAAUAAUAAUAAUAAUAAUAAUAAUAAUAAUAAUAUUUUUUAUUUUAUUUUAUUUUUUUUAUUUUUUUUUAUUUUAUUUUAUUUUAUUUUAUUUGUACCCCACCCGUCUAACUGGGUUACCACAGCCGCUCUGGGUAGCUACAAAAGUUGAGGGGUAUAACAGCCGAUGUAAUCCGACCUCAUGGAAUUAUAGAGCUGGGAGAGGGGGGCCCGCCAAAGCUCAUCCAUCCCAACCCUCUCACGUCUCCAGAAGGGGCUGUUAUGUCUCCUUGCCGUUUUGCGAUAUGACGGAAACGUGUGUUUCAGGGACAUGAAGCAGUUCAAGGAGACCCGGAAGGAAUUCGAACGCGGCAGCGAAAGCCUCGCAAGCGCCUUGCACCACAACGCCGAGGUGCCGCGGCGGCGCCACCAUGAGGCUGAGGAGGCCGUGGUCGCCCUGAAAGCCGCCCGAACCACCUUCCGCGCCCGAGCCCUCGACUACGUGCUGCAGGUGGGCCGCCGGCGGGCAGCUCGGACUCCUGGGUCCUUUCCAUAGCUGUCAACCGUCCCUUAUUUGGCGGGAAAGUCCCUUAUCCCAGCUGCUGUCCCUUAUUGAUGAUGUCCCUUAAAUUUCCCGGGUUUCAAAGGAAGCAGCUCCUCUCCCUCCCUCCCUGCUGGCCAGGGAGGAGGGAGGCUCCAACUGUGUUGCUUGGCUGCGUUGCUCACCCAAUAAGGAGUCUAAGAACGACUGGGGGGUGGAGCUUGCAUGCCUUGUGCCAAUCAAAUCGGCCGCGUUGCCUGGGGACUCACCUUUGCUCAGCGCUUCCCAGCGGAGAGGUGACGGUGGUUUUCCUUGCUGCAUCCCCUUUGCCGGGUUGCUGCGCUGUGGGAACCACCGCUUGAGGCUUCGUUUGGCUGCUGGCUGGGCUUUCUACCUUUGGCUCAGAAGUUGAACAUACCUGUGCUCGGAAAAUCCCUUAUUUUGGCUGCUGAUCCCUUAUUUUUGAGGCUGCUGGUCCCUUAUUUUCAAAUCUGUAAAUUGACAGCUAUGGUGCUUUCCUCGGCUCUGGGGGAGGGCGGCAGGACCCAGCGGAUUCCCCCUCCUGUCUGAUUUCGCCUGGGUCUUGGAGGGCCUUUCUCAAUGCAAGGAGGGCGUUCCCUUGGGGUCAACCUCGUUGGGGUGGUGUUUUGGGGGCGUGGCCAGGGCAAAGUGGGCGUGGCAAAGGGGCGUGGCUCUCCUUUGGGUUUUUAUUUAUUUAUUAUUUUAUUGAUACAGCAAGAAAAGAAGAAAGCGAAAACACAAAUACCAAAUUGCACACAGGAAUAACCACAGACAUUAUAUAUAUAUUAUAUAUAUAUUAUAUUAUAAUAUUAUAUAUUAUAUAAUAUUAUAUAUUAUAGACAUUAUAUAUAUUAUAAACACUAAAACAACAACAACAAGACGUUGACUUCCACCAGUCCCACAGCACCUCCUUUAUCUCUCAUUGUGUCUUCCUGUUUUCCUGUUUUCCUUAUCAUCUCUGUCCUAACAUCUAGAUAUAAAUCCUUCUGUCAUAUCCUUUCACUUCACAAGGUUAUUCCAGACUCAGCCAGAUUUCUGCCCUCAAACCUUGACUUUUGAGGUAUUCAUUUAGGCACUCCCAUUCUUUUUUUACUUCACUUUUUGGUUUUUGUCUUGUUACGUCUGUCAAUUUGGCUAAUUCUAAGUAUUCUGAGAGCUUACAUAGCCACUCUCCCCUAGUGGGUAACUGAUUCCCUUUCCACUAGGAUUCUUGCUGCGGACGUUGCGUAUAAGAAAAAUUUAGUUUUGUCUUUGGGAAUAUUGUCAUUUAAAAUUCCUAAAAGGAAUGCCUCUGGCCUUUUACUAUAUGAUAUUCUUAAUAUUUUCUUUAUUUCUUCGUGCGUGAGAAAUUUUUAAAAAGGAUAAAAUGAAAGUUGGGGGAGCGUCUCUGGGCGAACGCCAUGCUUUGCAUUGGGAGCAAAGUACGAAGGACCGAAGCGACGGAACGGGCUUCUCUGUCUUUUUUUUUUACAAAUAAAAAUAAAUAAUAAAAUUUUAUUUCACAUAAUUAUUACAAAAUACAAGCAAAAUACAUACAUACAUAUUUUUUCAGAUAAGCACACACAUAUAAAAAAAGAACAAAAAAGAGAAAAGGGGAAAAGAAAAAGAAAAAAUAAGAAGAAAAAUUGCAAAAAGAAGAAAAAUUGGAAGAAUUCUUCUCUGUCUUUCAGAUCAACGUGAUCCAGUCGAAGAAGAAGUUUGAGAUCCUGAAGUUUGUGAGUAGCCGACAGUUUGUGGUUCGGUGUUGGCCAGCCAGAAAUUUUGGACUACAAAUCCCAUCAGCCCCGGCCAGCUAUGGACCAGGGGGUUAAAUCCUGGUUCUUUGGCUGUGUACCUGUACUGUGUGGCGCGCUGGAAGGUGUAUUGGAAAAACUGGGUCACCCACCCUCAAUUCAGCCUCAGCCUGUUUUCAGGCUUAGGUCUGAAGCACAUGUAGAAAUGAGGUUACCUCUGAGCACACGCAGAGUUCCCCCUGCCCUGCGAUAACCAACUAUAGCCAUCUCCCACUUGUCUAGCCUUUCCUAGUAAAAAAAAACCAGUGGCUUCUAGGCAACCCCAGACCCCCGAACCUUUUUGUUUUAAAAUCAUAGCUGCUAAUAAUAAUAAUAAUAAUAAUAAUAAUAAUUUAUUAUUUAUACCCCGCCCAUCUGGCUGGGUUUCCCCAGCCACUCUGGGCGGCCUCCAACAAAACACUAAAAUACAAUAACCUAUUAAACAUUAAAAGCUUCCCUAAACAGGGCUGCCUUCAGAUGUCUUCUAAAAGUUUGGUACUUUGCCAACAGACCAGCUCCUACCCCGAACCGUUUUCUACGCCUGCUGAUUAUGCCAAAAACUAUUUAGGAAUCUGUGCCCGAGUUUGCUUUCCUCCUCUUCCCUCCCUAUUCCCCUUUCCUUGCGUGUCGUGCUUUUCUUUGUUCAAGAUUAUAAGCCUGCCGUCGGGGCUGUCUCAUUUUAACCGACCGUAUAGUACGUCGCUCUUUUCAGCCAAAGAGCCGGGUGCGAACACUCGUAACUUCAGCAGCUGCUUCCUGUUUUUCCAGAUGUUGACGUUCAUGGAGGCUCAGUCGUUCUACCUGGAUAAGGGGUUCCAGACGGCGAAGCGGCUCGAGCAGUAUCGCAAGGACCUGGCGGCUCAGGUGAGCACCCGGUGGAGUCCAGGGAGGGUGCACGGUUCGAAGGAAGCGGCGGGGAGAUGGGCAGGCAGGAAAGAGAUAACCUUCUCCUUCCUCUGUCAUAACACUGGAACUCAAAGACAAACCGACAAAGCUGAGUGUUGGAAGAUUUAGGACAGAUACCCAGUUAGACUGUGGAACUCCCUGCCACUGGGUGGACUGUAAAAGAGGAUUGGAUAAAUUCACAGAGGAGCGAGAGCUAUUGAUGUUUACCAGCCGCAGUUCCUAUGCUCUGUCGCCACUGUCAGAAGCAGGAAAAGCUUCUGGAUGGGGUUUGCUGGAAACGGCAGGACAGGGGAAUCGCUCUUGAGUUCGAAUCCUGCUUGCUGGGCUAGAUGGGCCGCUGGCCUGAUUCAGCAGGCUUCUCGCUAUGAUUUUCUCCUGCUUGCCUCCUGGCAACUGCUAGAGAGGGAGAGGGAGGAAGCUGGCUUGGGCGGUGGGAGGCUGGGGAACCAGCCCUGUCAGCAAAGAAGAGAAGAAUCGGAUCAAAACAGGAUGCAGGAAUUCAGAUUCCAUGCCGGCUGCCGAAAUGCGGCAACCUCUGAGCUCUGCUUCUGAAUUUUCGAGGUAGGCAGCUUGUCCGAUAGGAGAUUCUUUGCAGAGUGCCUGUGAUCGCAAGACCGGCGAGAGGGAAAGCUUGGAGGCGGGUGGAAACGAUUUGGAUGUUGGGAAGAAAAUGCUGGAAUUGGGGGGUUUCUGAUUCUGGGUUCUCCAAGCCCAUAAUGAGGACUAGGACCCUGACAUGGCCAGAGGUGCAGCUGUAAGGGUUCGUGGCAAGUGACUCCCGCAGGUAUAGUGUGGAUUAUUUGCUCCCCUAGCGCAGGAAGCCCUCCGGAAGGCUGUUACAGCCUUGGCCGAUGUGAUAGCCUCCCAAUGUUGGACUACAAGUCCCAUGCUCCAGCGCAGCCCAAACAUAUGGUUGGCGAAGGCUGCUCUGAGCCAGCGUACUUCGACCUUGGGUUGCCGUUGGACUGCAGCACCCAUCAUCCAGGGCAAUCGGCUGAGCUGAGUCAGGAUGAUGGGAUUUGUAGUACAUGUGGAGAUCGGCGAACCGGCGGUCAUUUAUAAUGAAAUGAUUUUAGAAUGUUUUAUCAUUUUACUGUUGUUAGCCGCUCUGAGCCCGGCUUCGGCUGGGGAGGGCGGGAUGUAAAUAAAAUUUAUUAUUAUUAUUACUGACUCCCAUCAUCCUUUUACCCUUCCACGCUCCUCCAUUAAACUCCUUUCAAAUCUGUUUCCCCCCUAGUUAUGGUUAUUCCGAGUUCAAAUCUCGCUCCACCGUCUUCCCGGCGGAAGCGACAAUUCUGUCUUGCAGGGUGACCCCAGAUCUGUUGUUUUGGCUGGAAUGGACCUCCCUCCCCAGUCCAGUGUGCUGGAAGGGGGAAGGGGGCGCGAGGAAUGCCAGGCAAACGUUCGUGUGAGAAAGAGACCCAGGCGUCCGGCCUCAUUUCCCCUCCCUCUCUUCCUCCAGCUCGAUCAGUUGGUUCUGGAGUCGGCCCGAGAGAAGCGAGACAUGGAGCAGAGGCACACCGUGAUCAAGCAAAAGGUUUGAGCACUCUAUGUGUGUGUGUGCCUCAGUUUUGCCUUACGGAAGCCGCCCAGUUAGGGGAGGAGCCUUUGGGAGGCGGAGCUUGCACUUGGAGUUCUAAGGGGCGGGGCUUGGGACAGGUGGGAGGAGUCUUGGAGCAUGGGGCGGGAUUCUGAAAUGCACUCGGCUGGGCUUGGCAGGGGAGCGCCUGAGACUUGGGGUGUGGGCGGAGCUUGCGGGCGAAGGGGUGGAGCUUAUGCACUGGGCGGAACAGCACAGGGCGGGGCUUGCUGAUUGGGUGGGAGGAGCCUAGGAGUGAGGGGCGGGGCUUAGGCAAAAUCAGAAGAAUAGAAUCGUAGCAAUAGGUUGACACUCGCGUUGACUUUCGGAGCAUGUGGCUGGGCUUUGCCUUUGGGCAUCUUUUCUUUAAUUAGGUGGGUCUGCCCCCCUCCUGUUCUUUCCCAGGACCUGUCCCAGGAAGACGUUGUUCCCGAGGUCCGUUCGGAGCCCGGAGGGGUGGUGAUGGAAGGCUACCUCUACAAACGGGCCAGCAACGCCUUCAAGACCUGGAGCAGGUGAGCAGGGCUCCUGUUUGCCACCCUCUUAGCAGGACGGGUGAGGUUUGAGGGCACUGCUUAUUGAGGUUAUCUCCAACUCCUACUGCACAAAGACCAGGGGGCGGCACAGAGGUAACACAGUUUACAGUACGUUUCCGAGCACAAUUCAAAGUGUUGGUGCUGACCUUGAAAGCCCUAAACGGCCUCAAAGGCCCAGGAUACAUGAAGGAGCGUCUCCCCCCCAUCGUUCAGCCCGGACACGGAGGUCCAGCUCCGAAGGCCUUCUGGCAGUUCCCUCCCUGCAAGAAGUGAGGGUACAGAGAACCAGACAGAGGGCCUUCUCGGUGGUGGCGCCCUCCCUGUGGAACGCCCUCCCACCAGAUGUCAAAGAGAAAAACAACUACCAAACUUUUAGAAGACAUCUGACGGCAGCCCUGUUCAGGGAAGCAUUUAAUGUUUAAUAGGUUAUUGUAUUUUAGUGUUUUGUUGGAAGCCGCCCAGAGUGGCUGGGGAAACCCAGCCAGAUGGGCGGGGUAUAAAUAAAUUAUUAUUAUUAUUAUUAUUAUUAUUAUUAUUAUUAUUAUUAUUACAAUCGAGAGCAUUCUAAAACAGGUUAAAAAACAACUGCCGUUUAAAACGCCUAAAACCAGUUACAAUAAUCCUAACUGCAAUUUCAUUUUUUUUAUUUAAAUUUUUUUUAUUAGAUUUUCCACAGUUAUAACGAAUGUCACAUAACAAAACAACAAACAAAAACAAAGACAUAAAAAGAAAAGAUACAUCAAAGAAAAACAACAAUACAAUACCAAAUCCAUCCCCCCAUAACAAAUACACAAUAAAAACAAACUUAAUCCUUUAAAAAUCCAACUUCGUGUACAUAUUAAUUGACUUCCUCUAGUCCCUCCCUUCUGAACUUCCUUGUAUCUGAUUGUAACAGCUUUCCAAUAUCAUUAUUAAACAAGAAUACUUCCAAUUAUAAUCUAACUUACUCACUUUUCUUAUUGUUCUGAAUCCAAUUUAUUUAAUUAAAUCCUAAUUUGAUCCUAGGCCUAUUUGGUACUUUCAAGUGUUUUCUAAUUUUUUAUAUUACCCUAACUGCAAUUUCAGUUAAUAGUGUCUGGCGGUCUUAGCGUUGCCAGGAGCAGUAUCGUUCAUCCACCACUUCGGCAUUCCACAGGCGGAGAGCCAUCACUAAAAAGGCCCCGUUCUCGUGUUGCCGUCAUCUGGUCAAGAAGAAGGGGGCAGUCACAGGGUCCGGGACGGUUCAUAAGGGGAGAGGGAAUACCUUGAGGUAUUGGGGUCCUGAGCCGUUUCAGGCGCUUUAGGUAAAAAACCCGGCACUUUGAGCCUGGAAACUAAUUGGUAGCCAUUGCGGUCGUUAGAAUACUUGAACCACCUUGCUCCGAUGAGCAACCUAGCUUCUGAAUUCUGUACCAGCUUCCAUUUCCGAACCACCUUCCGAGCGAGUCUCACGUAUAAUGCAUUGCUGUAUUCUAAUUUCUAACCUAGUUACACUCUGGACGGCAUCCAACAAAGAUUAAAAAUACAAUAAAACAUCAGUCAUUAAAAACUUCCCUAAACGGGGCUGCCUUCAGAUGUUGUCUAAACGUCCAAUAGUUGUUUAUUUCCUUGACAUCUGGUGGGAGGGUGUUCCACAGGGUGGGUGACACCUACCGAAAAGGCCCUCUGCCUGGUUCCCUGUAACUUGGCUUCUCGCAGGGAGGGAACUGCCAGAAGGCCCUCGGCGCUGGACCUCAGUGUCCUGACAGAACGAUGGGGGUGGAGACGCUCCUUCAGGUCUACUGGGCCUUUGAGGCCGUUUAGGGCUUUCAAGGUCAGCACCAACACUUUGAAUUGUGCUCAGAAACGUACUGGGAGCCAAUGUAGGUCUUUCUGGACUGGUGUUAUAUGGUCUCGGCAGCCGCUCCCAGUCCCCAGUCUGGCUGCCGCAUUCUGGAUUAGUUGUAGUUUCCGGGUCACCUUCAAAGGCACGUAGAGCACAUUGCAGUAGUCCAAGCAGCAGAUAACCAGAGCAUGCACCACUCUGGCCGGACAGUCUGCGGGCAGGGAGGGUCUCAUCCUGCAUACCAGAUGGAGCUGGCAGACAGCUACCCUGGACACAGAACUGACCUGCCCCUCCAUGGAUAGCUGUGAGUCCAAAAUGACUCCCAUGCUGUGCACCUGGUCCUUCAGCGGCACAGUUGCCCCAUUCAGGACCAGGGAGUCCUCCACACCCGCCCGCCCCCUGUCCCCCCAAAAAACAAUACUUCUGUCUUGUCAGGAUUCAACCUCAAUCUGUUAGCUGCCAUCCAUCCUCCAACUGCCUCCAGACACUCACACAGGACCUUCACUGGUUCGCGUUGCACUCUGUUGUUCCAGCUUGCAGGGUCUGCUACGCCUCUGGCUGGUCACAGGGAGAACAGAAUUCUGGGCACGAUCCACCUGCAAAGCUCUCCUUACAUUCCUCAUGAGCAGGAUGCAGCCUGAGUUGCCAACUGCUCUGGUUACUCACGUUCCGCCGCCAUCCCUUCCCUCCUCCGCUAACUCAGUGGCCUGUGGCCAAACCGGAUUUGCAGAUCUUCGCAGCCCUCCAAGCCAUAACUGGCCCCCCCAGCAACGCGACUGUCUGUGGUGCAAUCGAUACACAUUAUCUGAGUGCAGGAUCAGCACCUAUUGACUAGUGCCCAAGCCGUAUAAUCUCCCCCCUCCUUCCAAUACCUGGAGCAGUUUUUGCAGCCUCUCAUUAUUCUGAAAGUAUUUGCAAGGGUCCGGACGUACCUGUGCUUUUAGGCUUUGGAAAGAAAAGCGCAGGUUACCAUCCCGUUCCCACCGAGCGAGACCCACCCCCAAUUCAAGUACGCCUUGUUUUCCUUGGAAAUAUUGCUGUCAGAUCUUUAUUGCUCAAAGCCACAGUUGUUUUCCUUAGAAGUGAAAUUGACUAGACCUCGGCGGUCCAGUCAGUUUCUCCCGAGUAAAUUUCUUGUCUUUUCUUUUUUGUUAGAUGGUUUUUAUUAAUUUUCCAAUAAAAUAAAUCCAAUUAACAUAUCAAAUCAUAAUCCAAUAAAAAUAAAAAUCUAAAAUAAAUAAAAGGUCGAAUUAUCUUCCGAAUUGUAAUUAUUAAUUUUACGGCUUCCCAUAGUCUGAACCUUGAAGCAUGUCCAAAUCUCAGCCCUGCCUCUCAGCGAUAUUUUCAUAUUUCCACAUCUUGAUUUUAACUCCCCAAACUUCUUUGUCUCUGGCUCUGCGAUCCUCAAUCAUAUCAGCAAUCAUAUAACCUUUCAUCCGUCGAAUACAGAUUUGUUUGCGUAAUAUACUUUUCCAACUGUCUUUUUUGCUGACGCGGCUUCAUCUAGCUCCAUUCCAAUCCGGGCUGUUAUUCAACUCUCUGAAGUUACUCCCGAGUAAAUUUCAAAGGUCCGGACUGCUCUGCCCACUCACCCUCAGUUCGAGAACAACUUUACGUGUCCUCAGGUCAGGCUCAGCCUUUGUGCAUCAGGUUGCCUUCCAGAUGUUUUGGACUACAACUCCCAUCAGCCCCCAGAAACGUUAAAACACACACACACACACACACACACACACACACACACCACCCUCUCCUCAGCCCCAGUCGGCUCCAGAGGUGGGUGGGAUUUCUGAGCUGAAAGGCUUGCGAUUGGUGGAGCUUUGGAACACAGCCCUAUGAGAUUCUGAGUUGAGCAUCUUUAACUUAGGCACAUAUUCCAUGUAGACUAUUGUACAGUGGUACCUCGGGUUACAUACGCUUCAGGUUACACACUCUGCUAACCCAGAAAUAGUGCUUCAGGUUAAGAACUUUGCUUCAGGAUGAGAACAGAAAUCGUGCUCUGGCGGCGCGGCAGCAGCAGGAGGCCCCAUUAGCUAAAGUGGUGCUUCAGGUUAAGAACAGACCUCCGGAACGAAUUAAGUACUUAACCCGAGGUACCACUGUAUUUCCGGUGCUCCUCCGACCCAGGUGCGCCGAAAAUAGAGUGUGCGCACGCGUAUGGGCAUGCGCUCGCCCGCCCUCCGGCCCAUCGCGCGAUCGGCGCUGGAGACACCGGUCCGAGGCGCAGUAAGUUUGCUGACACCUGGUUUAGGUUCUGUCAAAGAGGGAGAGAACACCCUUUCUUGAAGCUUUAGUCCAGAACAUCUCUAGGUCUGCCUUGUGCUCCCGCGUUUCAUUAUGUAUAUUUUUUUAAUUGCAGGCGCUGGUUUUCCAUCCAGAGCAACCAGCUGGUGUAUCAGAAGAAGGCCAAGGUGAGGAAUAGGAAAUGGAUUUAUUUGUGAGCCUUUGAGAUGCGUGUGAAUAUUUGGGGGAGGGGGUGGGAGGAAGGGGCAAAAAUUUGGGCGCAGGCAAAGGGCAUAAGGUUUGCAAGAUUCCACCUGCCUCUUUUUUCCCUAAUUUCCUAAUUCUCCCCUGGUCUCCUCACUGGCCCAAGUAGAACCAAUUCAGCCAGCUAGCCCUGGGGAUUAUCUAAUGUUUAUUUCCCUUAAAUUGAUUUUUGAUUUUUGAAUUUUAUUGUUAUUCAUGUUUUUAUACUGUAUUUUAUUCUGCUUUUAUAAUUACCAUAUUUUCCGCUCUAUAAGACGCACCAGACCAUAAGACGCACCUAAUUUUUGGAGGAGGAAAAGAAGAAAAAAAAUAUUCUGAAUCCCAGAAGCCAGAACAACAAGAGGGAUAGCUGCGCAGUGAAAGCAUCAAUCCCUCUUGCUGUUCUGGCUUCUGGGAUAGCUGCGCAGCCUGCAUUCGCUCCAUAAGAUGCACACACAUUUCCCCUUACUUUUUAGGAGGGAAAAAGUGAGUCUUAUAGAGCAAAAAAUACGGUAAGUGUUUUAAAUUUGUUGUUAGCCACCUUGAGCCCAGUUUUUGAACCGGGAAGGGCGGGGUAUAAAUAAAAAAAAUAUUAUUAUUAUCAUCAUUAUCAUUAUUACUACUACUAAUUUGUUGAAAUUAAGGCCGAUGAGCUGAUGGAGCUCUUUGGUAUGCAAAGCGGUUGCCUUGGCUCCAAAAAGAUAUCUUAGACCGGGGGGGGGGGGGAGAGAUUCAGUAAAGGGCCGCCGAAAAGAUCAUGGGUGAGGGGGAAAGCACAACUCCCCUAGGAAGAAAAGCUUGCAGCGUUUUGGACUUUUUAGUUUAGAGAAAAGGCAGAUUAAGAGGCAGCAGAAUUGAAGUUGGUAAGAGGUGAAUAGAGAAAAGCCUUUCUUCCUCUGUCAAACACAGGAAUUCCGGGACACUCCAUAAAGCUGGAUGUUGGAAGAUUUGGGACAGAUAAAAUAUUCACAUAGUGCGUAGUUAAACUACGGAACUCCCUGCCACUUGAAUGGCUUUAAAAGUGUAUUAGACAUUAGAGUAUCAGUCUAAACAUGAAAGAGAUAGAGAAGUCAGCUAGGAAGUCACAGGCCCAGGGAUAGUCUGGGAAUAUGGAUUUCCCUCCCUUUGUCCCCAUGCAAAUCCCUCCUCUUCUUCUUUUAAUUUUAUUGAUUUGUUCAAAACAAAAAGUAAGAAAAGAAAAGAAUUUAAAAUAUAAAGCGCCACAGCCUGGAAGGACAAAAGUACAAAGGCAACAGCACAGUUCCAAAGGGAUCGUACAUUAUUAUCGCAUUCUUCGCUCUAUAAGACGCACCAGACCACAAGACGCACCUAGUUUUUGGAGGAGGAAAACAAGAAAAAAAAUAUUCUGAAUCUCAGAAGCCAGAACAGCAAGAGGGAUCGCUGCGCAGUGAAAGCAGCGAUCCCUCUUGCUGUUCUGGUUUCUGGCAUAGCUGUGCAGCCUGCAUUCGCUCCAUAAGACGCCCACACAUUUCCCCUUACUUUUUAGGAGGGAAAAGGUGAGUCCUAUAGAGCAAAAAAUACGGUAACUCAUACAAAAAUUCCCUUUGCAAAUAUUUCUAAAAAUAAAAGCAUUAUCCAUCUGUGAGUUCCGUUAUUGUUGAGAAGAAGGGUUCUGUGUAGUCUUAAACGUAGCCAUUUACUGACCCCCGUGCCUUGACAUUUGUAUAAGAAAUAAAAUUAUGCCGUACGUGAGUGGAAAACGGUCAUUUGAGCUCUGCCCUUUGAAUACUUUCAGUAUUGCGGGAUGCUUUCAGUUUAUGAGAUUCAUUUUCAAGAAGGGUAGUUUGCCAAGCCCUGGAACGCUGGCGAUCCAAAUCAUUAAGAUUAAAGGCUUCUCAUGAAUUGGCAGUGCAGUCCUGAGAUGAAAAAUCAGUCCUUUGCUUUCCAACUCUGCUUUCUGCAAAUCUCAAUUGCACCCAAACUACCGAAAGAAUUGGCCCGUUCCCCGCCCCUUCACCUUGCUUUGUUGAAUGAAGAAUUAGGAGCCUGAUGAGAGAGAGAGAGAGAAAGAAAGAAGGAUUAGGAGCCUAAACAGGUUUGGCAGACUUAUCUGCUAAUCCACCAGGGUGUGUGGGUGUAAGAUGAAUUCUAUCCGUCGGGUGGAGGAGAGUUCAGAUAGGUUAAUAUCGGGGAUGAGAGCAGGGCAUGGAUGGGAAGAACGAUGGUGGCAUCUGAAGAGGCAGAGGCAGGGGGCUGUUUGUGCCAGGGCCAAAUCCUGCCCUUUUCCUUCCCGAGCCCAGGAUGUCCUGACGGUGGUUGUGGAGGACCUGCGCCUGUGCACCGUCAAACCUUGCCCGGACCACGAACGCCGAUUCUGCUUCGAGGUGGUUUCUCCCACUAAGUGAGUUUUCUCUUCCCUGUUAGGCCCUCAAAUAUGUGUGUUUUUUCACACAGACACACAGCAGCUAGACUGGGAGCAGCCGCCGAGACCACAUAACACCGGUCCUGAAAGACCUACACUGCCUCCCAGUACGUUUCCGAGCACAAUUCAAAGUGUUGGUGCUGACCUUGAAAGCCCUAAACGGCCUCAAAGGUCCAGUAGACCUGAAGGAGCAUCUCAGAAAUAGUGCUUCAGGUUAAGAACUUUGCUUCAGGAUGAGAACAGAAAUCGUGCUAUGGCGGCGCGGCGGCAGCAGGAGGCCCCAUUAGCUAAAGUGGUGCUUCAGGUUAAGAACAGUUUCAGGUUAAGAACGGACCUCCAGAACGAAUUAAGUACUUACCCCGAGGUACCACUAUAAUAAUAAUAAUGUAUUUAUGCCCUGCCCAUUUGGCUGGGGAAACCCAGCCACUCCGGGCGGCUUCCAACAGAAUAUUAAAACACGAUAAAACACCAAACACUAAAAACGUCCCUAAACAGGGCUGCCUUCAGAUGUCGUCUAAAAGUCAGGUAGUUGUUUAUUUCCUUGACAUCUGCUGGGACGGAGUUCCACAGGGCGGGUGCCACCACCAAGAAGGCCCUCUGCCUGGUUCCCUGUCACUUGGCUCCUCGCAGGGAGGGAACCGCCAGAAGGCCCUCGGAGCUGGACCUCAGUGUCCGGGCUGAACGAUGGGGGUGGAGACGCUCCUUCAGGUCUACUGGGCCUUUGAGGCCAUUUAGGGCUUUCAAGGUCAGCACCAACACUUUGAAUUGGGAAGAGGGAUACAGUGGUACUUCGUGUUACAUACGCUUUAGGUUACAGACUCCGCUAACCCAGAAAUAGUACCUCGGGUUAAGAACUUUGUGAGGAUGAGAACAGAAAUUGCUCCACGGCAGUGGGAGGCCGUAUUAGCUAAAGUGGUACCUCAGGUUAAGAACAGUUUCGGGUUAAGAACGGACCUCUGGAACGAAUUAAGUUCUUAACCCGAGGUACCACUGUAUUGGCAAGCUGGAAGGUGUGCAGAGGAGGGCAACCCAGACUAUAAAGUGAGUCUGUAAACCAAGCGUUGCAAGAGUUUAGCCAGGAGAAGAGGGAACUGAGAGGCAGCCAUUUUCAAAUAAAAAAACAAAAAUGGAGGAGGCCUGUUUUCCGCUGCUCCAGAAGGCAGGAUCCGAACCUGUGGAUUCAAAUGACAAUGAAGGAGAUGCUGACUAAAGAUUAGGACGAAUUUUCUGACGGUAAGAGCCGUUGGGCAGUGGAACGGACUCCCUCAGAAUGGACUCUCCUUCCUUGGUGGUUUUUCAACGGAGGUUCGGAUGACCACCGACUGCAUCUUGGGGGGUUAGGCUGGAUGACCUUUGGAGGUCCCUUCCAGCUCUGCAGUUCUGCCAUUCGGUGUUCUCCCUCUUUGACCCUUUGCUGUCCUUCCGCUUUCCCUGGCAGGAGCUGUUUCCUCCAAGCGGAUUCGGAGAGGCACCAGCAAGCCUGGGUGUGCGCCGUUCAAAACAGCAUUGCGUCUGCUUACAACGAGGAACAUCUGGAACCCCGGGGGCAGGUAAGGGGUUGCCAAACACCAGGAGAGUUAGCAAAUUCACAGUAUUCCGGUCCCAAACCGUCACCCUAAGCAGAAGACACCCACCGCUUUUUGCUUAUUUUUGCUCUGCGUGGGGCUGCUGUUGAGACUGACCCAGAAACUCCAGCGGGUGCAGAAUGCCGCGGUGAGGCUCCUUACGGGGUCCUUGCCGCAGGAUCACAUUCACCCAGUGCUUCCCCAACUGCACUGGCUCCCGGUGGAGUGCAGGGUCAGGUUCAAGGUGCUGGUUUUAACCUUUAAAGCCCUAUAUGGCCUAGGACCCUCGCACCUACGAGACCGCCUCUCCUGGUAUGUCCCACAGAGGACCUUACGGUCUUCAAAUAAAAACAUCUUGGAGGUCCCAGGCCACAGGGAGGUUAGGCUGGCCUCAAUCAGAGCCAGGGCUUUUUUGGCUGUGGCCCCGAUCUGGUGGAACGCUCUGUCACAAGUGUCUAGAGACUAGGAAUAUUGGUGUGUUGAAUAUAAAUGUGAUGAAGGCAGCAUAUAGAAGUGUGCUUAAAAAAUAUGCCACAGUACAGAACUUUUGUGCAGAGUCUGCCAUACAUGGGAAAGGAUUUUUUAAAAUAUCUCUAUAUGUCUUCCAAUAACCAAGUUACAGUUUUAUAUGUUUGCUGUUCCAGUGGAAGAUAAUCAAGUUCCAUUUUCCCAUUUGCCAGACUGACCUUCUCUUACCCUUAUUAGAUUUGAGGGUUUCUUGAUAGAUGCCAUUUCCCAGACUCUGGUGAGCUGGGAAUGUAUGGAUGAUGGAAGAUAUUUUUUCCAUGCGCUCUGGCACUCGUCACGGCGCUCCAUGUGCCAGAAGCGGUUUAGUCCCGCUGGCCACAUGACCCGGAAAGCUGUCUGCGGACAAACGCCGGCUCCCUCAGCCGGAAAAGAGAGAUAACCUCCCAGGGGCCCUUUACCUUUUUUAAACUUCUCCCAUUUUUGCAGAUUUCUAUUUUUGUCACUGUUUUUCACUAAGGCCACAAUUUCCUGACCUGCCUCCAGUGCUGUGCCUUUAAAAUACUCAAAUAUUGUUGCAGGUGGCUCUAUAGUGAGGUCCUGACCAAGGAUAUAUAUAUAUACCGGUAUAUAAAUCCUGUUUACAUUGCACAACUCUUCUUACCGUACUGCCACUCCAUCCCUUCAAAACUUUCUUGCACCCUGAAGUUCCUAAGGCUUGCACAGCCAUUGCCUUCCCAUCCUGUACUGAGGACUAGCCACUUGGUUUCUUUGUCGCUGCCAUUUUAAAAAGAGGAUUGAGAUUCUCGCGCCCGAAUGCCAAUUUCUGAACUUGGAAAGGGGGGAAAAGACAUGCAAGCCUUUUUCGUUCCACUCCUCUGCAGCCCCUGGAGCGGACGGCGUCUCUUUCUGCCGCAAAACUGCAGUCCCCCUCCAGCCGGAAGCUGCGUGCCGGGGUGGACAAGCAAGUCAUAGACCAGGUGCAGAGACUGGAGGGCAACGCCCAGUGUUGCGACUGCCGGGAGCCGGCGCCUGAGUGGGCAAGCAUCAACCUGGGCAUCACGCUUUGCAUAGAGUGUUCCGGCAUCCACAGGUGAGCUGGCAAACUUAGGGCGUGGCAGAUGGAGCGGAUUCCAGUUCCUGGUUUUCUCUGCUGCUCCCUUUCCUGCUCUAAGAGGCUUGAGGGAGGUGGGAGGAGCCUUGGAGAAAGGGGAGGGGCUUUGAAAUACCGUAUUGGCCCGAAUAUAAGCCGCACCUUUAAAAUCGGAAGGGGGGAAAGAAAAAAAGAAAAAAUAUCCAAAUAUUGUUGUGGUUUAGUCGUUUAGUCGUGUCCGACUCUUCGUGACCCCCUGGACCAGAGCACGCCAGGCACUCCUGUCUUCCACUGCCUCCCGCAGUUUGGUCAAACUCACGUCUGUAGCUUCGAGAACACUGUCCCACCAUCUCAUCCUCCGUCAUCCCCUUCUCCUUGGGCCCUCCAUCUUUCCCAACAUCAGGGUCUUUUCCAGGGAGUCUUCUCUUCUCAGGAGGUGGCCAAAGUCUUGGAGCCUCAGCUUCAGGAUCUGUCCUUCCAGUGAGCACUCAGGGCUGAUUUCCUUCAGAAUGGAGAGGUUUGAUCUUCUUGCAGUCCAUGGGACUCUCAAGAGUCUCCUCCAGCACCAGAAUUCAAAAGCAUCCAUUCUUCGGCAAUCGGCCUUCUUUAGUAUAUCUUAGUAAGUUAGUGGCUGAAGUGGGGCUGAGAUUGUGGGAGGAGCCUGUGGAGGAAAGGGGCGGGGCUUGCACACCAGGAACUGGGAAAGGGGGUGGGGCUUGUGACAAAAUGGGGAGGUGCUUGCCAUAGAUGGGAGGAGCCAGGGAAGAGAGGGUGGGGCUUGGGUACAAUCCAAAAAGAGGGAUUGCCAUUUCUGCCAGGCCACCUUGAAGGUUGGCCCCUUUGUUAGGAACAUAAACAGAGCCUGCUGGAUCAGGCCCAGAGGCAUCCUGCUCUCACAGUGGCCAACCAGAUGACUAUUAUGGGAAACCCGCAAACAGGAUCUGAGCCCAGGAGCCCUGUCCCACCUCUGUGGUUUCCAUCAGUUGGGAUUCAGAAAAUAUUUCUGAGCCUGGCCACCGUGGCGAAUGGCAUUUGAUAGCCCUCCACAGAUUUGCCUCAUCUUCUUUUCAAGCCCUCCAGGUUGUUGCCUGCCUCCUGUGGCAGGGAGUUCCGCAAUUUAACUGUGCCCUGCAUGGAGCAGGAGUGCCCCUUGCCUGAUCUCUCCCUCCCUGUCUCCAAAUUAGGAGUCUCGGUGUCCAUUUCUCUAAGGUGCGGUCGCUGACGCUCGACUCCUGGGAACCUGAGCUAGUCAAGGUAAAUGCAGGGACCUAAUGGUGGGCGGGCUCUGAACUCCCCAUCGGUCCCCAGUGGUUGGGAAUGAUGGCAGUGGUGUAGCAAGGUCAGGUGGUACCCGGUCCCCAUCAGUCACCAGUGGUUGGGAAUGAUGGCAGUGGUGUAGCAAGGUCAGGUGGUACCCGGUCCCCAUCGGUCCCCAGUGGUUGGGAAUGAUGGCAGUGGUGUAGCAAGGUCAGGUGGUACCCGGUCCCCAUCGGUCACCAGUGGUUGGGAAUGAUGGCAGUGGCGUAGCAAGGUCAGGUGGUACCCGGUCCCCAUCAGUCACCAGUGGUUGGGAAUGAUGGCAGUGGUGUAGCAAGGUCAGGUGGUACCCGGUCCCCAUCGGUCACCAGUGGUUGGGAAUGAUGGCAGUGGCGUAGCAAGGUCAGGUGGUACCCGGUCCCCAUCAGUCACCAGUGGUUGGGAAUGAUGGCAGUGGCGUAGCAAGGUCAGGUGGUACCCGGUCCCCAUCAGUCACCAGUGGUUGGGAAUGAUGGCAGUGGCGUAGCAAGGUCAGGUGGUACCCGGUCCCCAUCAGUCACCAGUGGUUGGGAAUGAUGGCAGUGGCGUAGCAAGGUCAGGUGGUACCCGGUGCGGAAUUUUUUUUGUCAACCUCCCCACUGAAAUUUUCCCUCCCUCCCUCCACUGCCCCCAUCAAAGAAAGCUAAGCCCUGCCCUUCUCCAGGAGCAUGGGGGGCAACAGCGCGCCGCCCGCCCGUGACCCCCAAGCCUCCCCCGAGCUGGGGGAAGGGGGGAAGGCCGCUGGCAAAGCGGCGCAGCUCCCCGCCUUCCCCCGGCGGCUCAGGGUCAUAGCUGUCAACGUUUCCCUUUUUUUUUUAAAAGGGAAAUUCCCUUAUUCCGAAUAGGAUUCCUCGCAAGAAAAGGGGAAAGUUGACAGCUAUGUGUCAGGGUAGGCUUGGGAGUUGCGGGCGCGAUGUGCGCCGAAUGUCACUCCCCUCGGUGUGUGUGUGUGUGUGUGUGUGUGGCCGCAUUCGAAGCUUUGCUGCUGCUCAGGAGGCAAGGCAGGGUGUAACCCCCCCAAGGGCGGGACAUGGACGGGGUGGGCAGGGAGAGCCUGGCCAGUUGCUGGGAAGGGGACGCACUGCGAUGCAACCCAGCCCUGCUCGGGUCCACAGGCAGCACUGAGUUGUGUUGUGUCACACCCCCCCCAUUGAUGGCACCCGGGGUGGUCCGCCCCCCCUUCCUCCGCCAGACAGUGAUGGGAGUUGUAGCCUAGCAAAAGCUGGAAGGCUAAAGGUUCCUUCUCGGUGCCUAAUAGCGAGGGUGGUUGGGGGUGGGGUUGCCUAAGACGCAGCUUCUGAGAUCCUCGCCUCUCCCUCCUCCCUCCUGCAGCUGAUGUGCGAACUGGGGAACCGAGUCAUCAACCAGAUUUACGAGGCGCGAGUGGAAGAGAUGAACAUGAAGCGUCCCCAGCCGGGCUGUUUGCGGUGAGGACGUCCCCUUCAUUGAACGAUACGAUAAUCUUUAUUGUCAUUGUCCCAUACAGAACAACGAAGUUGAAAAAAAUCUACAUAAAGACAUUCAAAAACCAGCAAGCCUGCUAUCCCAGCCUGGUUAGCCCCCUAAAAACUCUGACACCCCGUUUUUAAAUACAAUAUACAGUGGUACCUUGGGUUACCUACGCUUCAGGUUACAGACUCCGCUAACCCAGAAAUAGGACCUCGGGUUAAGAACUUUGCUUCAGGAUGAGAACAGAAAGCGUGCCCCGGCAGCAGCGGGAGGCCCCAUUAGCUAAAGUGGUGCUUCAGGUUAAGAACAGUUUCAGGUUAAGAACGGAUCUCCGGAACGAAUUAAGUACUUAACCCGAGGUACCACUGUACUCCCAUAGAGACUCCUUACACUGUAUUUAAAACCAAAAUCACAUUUGGAUAGAAACUGUUUCUCAGGCGGCUAGUCCUGGUCCAACCCUGUACCUUCACAGAGCCUAGGACUUGCUGAUCGGAGGUUGGCGGUUCGAAUCCCCGCAAUGACGGGGUGAGCUCCCGUUGCUCGGUCCCUGCUCCUGCCAACCUAGCAGUUCGAAAGCACGUCAAAGUGCAAGUAGAUAAAUAGGUACCGCUCCGGCGGGAAGGUAAACGGCGCUUCCGUGCGCUGCUCUGGUUCGCCAGAAACAGCAUAGUCAUGCUGGCCACAUGACCCGGAAGCUGUACGCCGGCUCCCUCGGCCAAUAAAGCGAGAUGAGCGCCGCAACCCCAGAGUCGGCCACGACUGGACCUAGUGGUCAGGGGUCCCUUUACCUUUACCUUCUUCCAGAAGGUAGAAGCACCCCACAUCUCCUUCUCCUCCCCCCCCCAGCCUCCAUCUGCUAUAAACACCCUAAAAAAAGGUUAUCUACAUUUCUAUCCCAACUUGAGGAGCUCAAGUUGGUGUGCAUGGUUUCCUAAUUCCCACUUCUAUCCUCACAACACCCCUGUGGGGUAGGUUAGGCUGAGAUUUGGCAGCGGAUGCCUCUAGGCCACAACCACGACCUUCGCCCAUGGCCUAGGGGGGAUUUGAACCCAGAUCUUGCUGUGACCCGGUGGUUGUCUAAGGGUGUGCGACGCACCGCGCCGGUGCGCCAGGAGAGGAUGGCAACUGUGGCGGGAACGUUCAGGGACAAGCAAAGAAACAUUUAACCAUUUCAGCGUCGUAUGGUAUACUAUGGUAUCAAAUGUAUAUACAGUGGUACCUCGGGUUACAUACACUUCAGGUUACAUACGCUUCAGGUUACAUACGCUUCAGCUUACAGACUCCGCUAACCCAGAAAUAGUGCUUCAGGUUAAGAACUUUGCUUCAGGAUGAGAACAGAAAUCGUGCUUUGGCGGCGCGGCGGCAGCAGGAGACCCCAUUAGCUAAAGUGGUGCUUCAGGUUAAGAACAGUUUCAGGUUAAGAACGGACCUCCAGAACGAAUUAAGUACUUAACCUGAGGUACCACUGUAUAUAUUUGGAUAUACAGCCAGAAGGACUAUCCACGCCUCUCUUCAGGGGCGUUGGCUAUUCUUAUGCACUUCUCCACGAUGUAUUGUUGUGUACAGGGCAAAUAAAUUCUGGCAAAUAAGAAAGAUCACAGAAGAGAAAGGCUUCUUGUGUUGAUGAGAUCUGAUUUAAAUGAGAUUACCUGGCAAAAAAGCAAGCUCACACGUCUCCUCGACUUUGUAUACUUACUUAAGAGGCUUGUUCCUAAUUAUAUUUUGGGAAUGAUGCAUGUUUUUAGGCAGCUGCCUUGUUUUAUACUUUCGGAGUGUCCUGUGAUCAUACUACUGUAUAAACCAAUAGUGUUCUGUGUUAUAAAUCGAGUACUGCUUGGAGUAUUCCAUUGCAUUUCUUAGGAAUAAAACGAUUCAAUGUGGCCCGAGCAAAAAUGUUAUUCUGAAAGUGUAGCCCAGAGAAGAAAGUUUGAGAUCUGGUGCUCUAACCACUACACCACACAGCCACAGAAGGAGAGAGAUUUGUGUUUGCGUCUACACAUUUGAUUCCCUCCCUUUUUAUUCAAUACUCUAUCAUGCACCUAAAAGGUUCUCAGUGCUCCCUGUGUAUUAAAAGAUAAGGCGGUCCCUGUCCCAGGGGCUGACGCGUUCCGGUAGACACGGCACAAAAGGAAAGAGGGAUGGGGAGGGAAGAGGAGUGUUCAGGUACCUGCAACUUCGUUGGCUGAUACCAUGGUGGCCAGAAAGCACCUACCGUCGGUUGCCCAGUAGGUGGUGCUGUUGCAUAGGACUGAUCUGCACCAUCCCUCACUCUCUAAAUGGGGGGGGGGGAGAGAGAGAGAGAUGAAAGGACCACUCCCAUCAUGCACCAGGAAACAUUGGCUCCUCCCCCUUCGCUUGUCAAUUCUGUGCAGGGACGUUGUCAAGUCUCUGAACAUGUGCAAAAUUCACCUUUGGUACCUGUCAUUGUUAUAAAAAUUAAAUUAAAUUAAAUAAUUUCUUCUUCUGUUUCUCUGCCCCAAGGUUGGAGAAGGAGGCCUGGAUCCGGGCCAAAUACGUGGAAAAGAAGUUCAUCACCCAGUUCCCGAAGGCCGGGGCACGGCUCCAUCGGGGAGGAGACGUCCGGGGGUUCGAGAAGCCCAAACCGUUCCCCAAACCCAAACCUCCGGGGCAGAAACGAGGGGGCGCAGGUAGGGAGAGAGGCUCUCUUCCUUCCCCCUGCCCUUAGCGCAGGGGAUAUAAGAUACAGUGGUGCCUCGCAAGACGAAAUUAAUUCGUUCCGCGAGUCUCUUCGUCUUGCGGUUUUUUCGUCUUGCGAAGCACGGCUGUUAGCGGCUUAGCGGCUAUUAACGGCUUAGCGGCUAUUAAUGGCUUAGCGGCUAUUAACGGCUUAGCGGCUAUUAACGGCUUAGUGGCUUAGCGGCUAUUAACGGCUUAGCGGCAUUAAGAAAAAGGAAACAAACUCGCAAGAACUCGCAAGACGUUUUGUCUUGCGAAGCAAGCCCAUAGGGAAAUUCGUCUUGCGGAACGACUAAAAAACCGAAAACCUCUUUCGUCUUGCGCGUUUUUCGUCUUGCGAGGCAUUCUUCUUGCGGGGCACCACUGUAGCUGUCAGUUUUCUGGAGAUUUGCGGGGUUAGAGGCAGAAGCAAGGAGCCAGGUCCUGCUGGUUUCCCAGAAGUAGUUUUCAUGUAGAGUGGUACCUCGGGUUACAGACGCUUCAGGUUACAGACUCCGCUAACCCAGAAAUAGUACCUCGGGUUAAGAACUUUGCUUCAGGAUGAGAACAGAAAUUGCGCGGCAUCGUCAGCAGGAGGCCCCAUUAGCUAAAGUGGUGCUUCAGGUUAAGAACAGUUUCAGGUUAAGAACGGACCUCCGGAACGAAUUAAGUACUUAACCCGAGGUACCACUGUAGAUACGAAAGGUCCCCUAAAACAUUGAAAUGAUCAUGAACCAUCAGGAAAACUGAAUAAAAGCCAGGUCUGCUGUUUCUAAUAGAUCUGCUCUGAGCAAACUUAUUAUUGUGUUUUUAAUAUUCGGUUGGGAGUUGCCCAGCCAGAUGGGCGGGGUAUAAAUAAUAAAUUAUUAUUAUUAUUAUAUUAUAUAUAUUGUUCAUUGCAUUGAAUUACCCACUUUUUUCUCUCCAAGGGGGAUGAUAGUGUACACCAGGGGUCAGCAAACUUUUCCAGCAGGGGGCCAGUCCACCGUCCCUCAGACCUUGUGAGGGGCGGACUAUAUUUUUUGGGGAGGGGGAAUAUGAACGAAUUCCUAUGCCCCACAAAUAACCCAGAGAUGCAUUUUAAAUAAAAGCACACAUUCUACUCAUGUAAAAACACGCUGAUUUCCGGACUGUCCAUGGGUCGGAUUUAGAAGACGAUUGGGCCUGAUCCGGCCCCCGGGCCUUAGUUUGCCUACCCACGGUGUACACAGUUCUCUCCCCUUCCCUAUUUCAUUCCCACAACAACUCAGUGAGGUAGGUUAGGCUGAAAGCAGCCGUGGCUGCCCCCCCCCAGUCCCUCAGUGAAGUUUCAUGUGGCCAAAUAAGGAUUCGAACCCUGGUCCCUCCCAGGUCCUGGUCCAACAUCCUUAAGUAGGGACACAGGUGGCACUGUGGUCUAAACCACUGAGCCUAGGGCUUGCUGAUCGGAAGGUCGGUGGUUCGAAUCCCCGCAACAGGGUGAGCUCCCCUUGCUCCUGCUAACCUAGCAGUUCGAAAGCACACCAGUGCAAGUAAGUAAAUAGGUACCACUCCGGCGGGAAGGUAAACGGCGUUUCCGUGCACUGCUCUGGCUUCCGUCAUGGUGUCCCGUUGCGCUCGAAGCGGUUUAGUCAUGCAUGACCUGGAAAGCUGUCUGCGGACAAACGCCGGCUCCCUCGGCCUGAAAGCGAGAUGAGCGCCGCAACCCCAUAAUUGCCUUUGACUGGACAUAACCGUCCAGGGGUCCUUUACCUGUUAAGGUAACAGCUGCACCACCAGCGCUCAUCUUCUCAGCCUCCUUGCUGAGGUGUAAAGUCAUCGUUGCGUAAUGCAGUGCAGAUAAGGAAACCGAUGGGUUUUACCCGAACGCUGAAAGAAUAUACCAUUUCUUACUGGUCUCCCUUUUUUUACUCCUACAGGAAGUAGUCCAAGCCGAGCGAGCCCAAACCCAGGUAUGUGUCUCUCAAAGCCAGGUAUACUUUGAAAGAUGGUGGAGGUUCGUUUUUGAGCUCAGUUUAGGAGCGAUGGGGACCAUCGCUGUCAACCUUCCCUUAUUUUGUUUCCCGCUGCUUCCCACUGCUAUCCCGGAUUGUUAAAUAUCCCGUAGACUGUCCCCGGGACAGGUGAGGCUGCUGAUCCCUUAUUUUCAAAGCUGAAAGUUGACAGCUAUGGAUGGGGACCCACAUGGAAGAGAGCUGGGCUGGGUGAGAGUCCCCAUCUUUCCUGGUGCUGUUCAGUCCUAGCCCCAGAAUGCCAGGACGCAUUUAUUUAUCUCCUAAAAUUCACACGCCGCUUAUAGACUCACAGAAUUGCAGAAUCAAAAGGGGUCGUAUUGUCCAAGCCCUGACAUUGCAGGAAUCGCAGCUUUGUUGUAAAAACAAACAAACCUCAAAGCAGAUUACAAAAAAAGGACAAAGCAAUAAAACGAUCAUAAGAUUUUGAAAAGUUAAAACGACAACGGAAUAAGAGCAGAUUCGAACUCGCAGCGGCUUCCUGAAUGACUGGGUAGGCUUGCCUAAACAAAAAUGUUAGAUCUCUGAGCAGAGGGGCUAGUAUCCUGACAAGGCCUUUCUCCUGUCGGCAGUCGGGUGUCGGCACUGUUUGCCAGUCUGGGCCGAGUCAAAGGCGUUAUUGUCUGUAUACAAAGCCCUUAACAACGUGGGGACAACUUUACCUAUGAGAUCUCCUUCCCCCGCUGCUUUGGUCCACUUGGCUGCUUUGAAUGGCAGAACUGGCGCCACCGACACUGUGGAACUCCCUGCCUCUUGAGAGCAAGCAGCUGCCUUCACUGGACUCCUUUCAGAGCCUGCUAAAAACAUCCUUGUUUCGACAGGCCUACCCAGAAGCAUAGGGAAGUGGAGGCAAUUUUAAUUUGUAUGCUUCAAAGUGCUGUUGUAAAUUUCUCUUGGUUUCAUCGUCAUCAUCAUCAUCAUCAUAAUUUAUACCCCGCCCAUCUGGUUGGGCUUCCCCAGCCGCCACUCUGGGCGGCUUCCAACAAAAUAUUAAAAUACACUAAUGCAUCAAACAUUAAAAGCUUCCCUAAACAGGGCUGCAUUCAGGUGUCUUCUAAAAGUCUGGUAGUUGUUAUUCUCUUUGACAUCUGAUGGGAGGGCGUUCCACAGGGCGGGUGCCACCACUGAGAAGGCCCUCUGUCUGGUUCUCUGUACCCUCACUUCUUGCAGGGAGGGAACUGCCAGAAGGCCUUCGGAGCUGGACCUCAGUGUCCGGGCAGAACAAUGGGGGUGGAGACGCUCCUUCAGGUAUGCAGGGCCUUUGAGGCCGUUUUGGGCUUUAAAGGUCAGCACCAACACUUUGAAUUGUGCUCGGAAACGUACUGGGAGCCAAUGUAGGUCUUUCAGGACUGGUGUUAUAUGGUCUCGGCUGCCACUCCCAGUCCCCAGUCUGGCUGCCGCAUUCUGGAUUAGUUGUAGUUUCCAGGUCACCUUCAAAGGUAGCCCCACGUAGAGCGCAUGGCAGUAGUCCAAGCGGGAGAUAACCAGAGCCUGUACCACUCUGGAGAGACAGUCUGCGGGCAGGUAGGGUCUCAUCCUGCGCACCAGAUGGAGCUGGUAGACAUCUGCCCUGGACACAGAGCUGACCUGCGCCUCCAUGGACAGCGGUGAGUCCAGAAUGACUCCCAGGCUGCGCACCUGGUCCUUCGGGGGCACAGUUGCCCCAUUCAGGACCAGGGAGUCCUCCACAACUGCCUGCCUCCUGUCCCCCCAAAACAGCACUUCUGUCUUGUCAGGAUUCAACCUCCAUCUGUCAUUGCUCUAGCUCUUUACGUAAACAGCAUUCGGGUUUCUUGCCAUGUAUAUAUAUUAUAUGAAAUGAAUAAAAUCCUGGAGAGCUGCCAGCCAGUGUUGGCAUACCUGAAUUAGAUGGGCCAGUGGUCUAACUAAGUACAAGGCAGCUUCCUAAGUAAUCCACGCUGGUGGCUGUUGCUGGUCUGAUUCUCUCUGCCUCCCCUCCUCUUUUUAGGGGCAAGGGAAGGGGCCUCUCCAAACCCCACAGACAACCUGCAGAGUUUGCACCCUGGGGCCUUGCUCUAUCGCGCUGCCGCUGCACCCCCAAGCCUGCCCACCAUGGCGGACGCCUUGGCUCACGGCGCUGACGUCAACUGGGUGAACGCCAACCACGAAAGCCGGACCCCUUUGCUGCAGGCCGUCGACGCGGUGAGUCUGUGGGGGGGCUCAGAAGUGUUUUUUUUAAAAAAAAAUUUUUUUUAUUAAAUUUUCCAUUUUAACAAUCCAAUCAGAUCACAUUAAAUAUUCCAAAUUAUACAAAUACAUCUCAUGUAGUCCAAAUAUUCUGCCAAAUUAUAGAUUUUUGUUGGGGCUUCCCAUGCUUCAAGUUCAGUGAGGUUCCAAUCAUCUUAUGUUUCUACUGCCUUGAGUUUCCAAUAGUUCCUUCUUUAAAUCUUCCUGUUGGUAUCCUUCCCUUCCUUCAUGGCCUCUGAGUUUGUUUCCACAGGCGAGCUGAAGUAAACAAUAAUGGGCUUCUGUGUGAAAUUUGUAUGACUCUCCUUUUUUUUGCAGCUGGUACGUCUGUUUUUUGCAGAAUGUCCUCAGUCCUCACACACUUUUUUUUUAUUGAUACACCGAAAAAGGAAAAAAAAACAAGACAAGAAAUACAAACCGAACCAUGAUAAGGACAAUAUUAAUUACGAAUCACUAAAACGAAAAGUGGUCGUUGGACUAUAGACCCGACCUCCCGUCCAUUCCUUAUUUCACUUAUCUAUUAUUUGUCGCCAAUACACGCUUUUGUCUUAACUGAUUAACUAAUUAUUGUUAGUUUCAGGUUAAGUAUGGACCUCUGGAACUAAUUAAGUACUUAACCUGAGGUAUCACUAUAUUAUGUUUUUAGUGUGAUUUUAUUUUAUUGGUGUUAGCUGCCCUGAGCCCGGCUCUGGCCGGGGAAGGCGGGGUAUAAAUUAUUAUUAUUAUUAUUAUUACUACUACUACUACUACUACAGUGGUACCUCGGGUUAAGUACUUAAACUGUUCUUAACCUGAAGUUCCACUUUAGCUAAUGGGGCCUCCUGCUGCUGCCGCGCCGCCGGAGCACGAUUUCUGUUCUUAUCCUGAAGCAAAGUUCUUAACCUGAAGCACUAUUUCUGGGUUAGCGGUGUCUGUAACCUGAAGCGUCUGUAACCUGAAGCGUAUGUAACCCGAGGUACCACUGUAUUAUUUUCUGUGGGGCUCAGAACUCUUGACGCUCUCAAACGCCAACCCACUUCCCUCAUUUCCCCACUUCACCUUCUCUCUCUCUCUCUCUCUCUCUACCCAGAAUUCUCUCUUGGCCUGCGAAUUCCUUCUUCAAAAUGGAGCCAGCGUCAACCAGCCAGACAGCAGAGGCCGAGGCCCCCUUCAUCAUGCUACCAUCUUGGGACACACUGGGUAGAUACCUAUCUAUAUAUCUCUAUACAUAUAUCUUCCUAUAUGCAUAGAAAUGGAAGGCUGUCGUCACGUUGUAGUUUGCUGCAGCCAGCGCCAACUCCAGCAUGGCAACAGAAAGGCGGGCAGGCAGGUGUGGAAGAACCCCGAAAGCAAGCAAGCAGCCGCGGGAAGGGGGAGAAGGGAGACUUCAGGGGGAGAACAAGGCUAUUGAUGGUUGAAUCAUUGUGUUUUAAUAUUCUACUGGAAGCCCCCCAGAUUGGAGUCCAACCUCCAAUCUUUCACCGAAGUGGGAUUCGAACCCACAACCCUUGUGCUCUACCGACUGAGCUUAUGGACAAUUGGUUCAGUGAUCUGGUUGGUGUGAACUAAUUUGUUCCAGGCACUGGGAACGAAUAACCCUUACAGGUGAAACUCAAAAAAUUAGAAUAUUGUGGAAAAGUUCAUUUAUUUCAGUAAUUCAACUUAAAAGGUGAAACUAAUAUAUGAGAUAGACUCAUGACAUGCAAAGCGAGAUAUGUCAAGCCGUUAUUUGUUACAGUUGUGAUGUUUAUGGUGUACGGCUGAUGAAAACCCCAAAUUAACAAUCUCAGAAAAUUAGAAUAUUAAAUGAAAUCAGCAAAACAAGGACUGCAAAUAGAGCAGUAUUGGACCUCUGAGAAGUAGAAGCAUGCAUAUGUACUCAGUGCUUGGUUUGGGCCCUUUUGCAUCAAUUACUGCCUCAUUGCGGCGUGGCAUGGAUGCUAUCGGCCUGUGGCACUGCCGAGGUGUUAUGGAAGACUAGGAUGCUUCCAUAGCAGCCUUCAGCUCUUCUGCAUUGCUCGGUCUCAUGUCUCUCAUCUUUCUCUUGGCAGUGCCCCAUAGAUUCUCUAUGGGGUUCAGGUCAGGCGAGUUUGCUGGCCAUUCAAGCACAAUAAUCCCAUGGGCAUUGAACCAGGUUUUGGUACUUUGGGCAGUGUGGGCAGGUGACAAAGUCCUGCUGGAAAAUGAAAUCAGCAUCCCCAUAAAGCUCGUCUGCGGAAGGAAGCAUGAAGUGCUCCAAAAUCUCUUGGUGGACGGCUGCGUUGACCCUGGACUUAAUGAAGCACAGUGGACCAACACCAGCUGAUGACAUGGCUCCCCAAAUCAACACAGACUGGGGAAACUUCACACUGGAAUUCAAGCAUCGGGCAUUGUGUGUCUCUCCGUUCUUCCUCCAGACUCUGGGUCCUUGGUUUCCAAGUGAGAUGCAAAAGCUGCUCUCAUCAGAAAAGAGAUUGGAGUUUCACCUAUAUAUUGUAAAGGGAUUUUGCUGAUAGUGCAUAAUGAUCUAUUUAUGUAUGAGGCUGUUAGAGAUGCUUGUCAUGUGGAAAUAUUGAAUAAGUGUCUUCCCUGUUUCGUUUCCUAGGCUGGCCUGCCUCUUCCUCAAGCGCGGGGCCAACAUGAACGCCGUCGAUGGGGAAGGGAAGGACCCCCUCAGCAUCGCCAUAGAUUCAGCCAACGCGGAUAUCGUCACCUUGUAAGGGAGAUUCUCCACCCCCCACCCGCCCCCGUCUCCCUUGGGUGCCAAAUAAUCCCCCCCCCCAUCGUGAGGUCUUGGGUGUGAAUUCUGAAGCUCUUCAGAGGUUGAAGGGGAAGAGAGGGAUUCUGGGAGGAAGUUGGCGGGAUGUCGGCCAUCUUGAAUCUUGGGCUCAGGCCUUUGGGUCUGUAAAUGUGUUAUAACACUGUGGCACUAGAUGGCGCUGUCGGGCUGAAACUGGAAGUCGAUUAUCAUUUCCAUUGUCAGCUUUUACGUUUUUUCCAUAGCAUUUUUUUACAGCUGUGUAGAUCCAGCCCAUAUCUGGUUUCAGCUUCUUGUCAAUUGUUCUUCCAGCGUUUUUAAUAGCUGUUCUUAAAUUGCUUUUACUGGUAAUUUUAUUCUUUUUCUAAACUGCUUUGAGGUUUUUUUGGUUUUUUUACAACCAAGUGGUAUGCAUAAAUUUUAAGAAAUAUAUAAUCAACAAAAUAAAUUGAACGAUUGGGUCUGUGGCUGGUAGGGGAUUGGGGUAAGAUGGGGGGGGAGAAGGGGCUGAAAUUCAUUUUUUUCUGUUGUGUCACGUGACUCUUUUUCUCUCCCACCCACCUUCCCUCUUUCAAAGAUUGCGAUUGGCCAAGAUGCGUGAAUCUGAGCUUGCCCUCGGCCAAUCAGGUGAGUCUCACCUGUGGGGGGUGGGAACACAAUUCCACAUCAGAAUUCGCUCUAUCUCCUCGAAAAUCUUCCGGAAUCAGUUUCCCAUACGCUCUCAGUCCUCAGUUGCUCCAUCUGUAAAAUGGGAACAAUCUGUCAACGAUGGCCAACAGGUGGACAAACAAGUGAUGGGUGUUUGCUGUUUACACACCCGGACAUAACAACGGCUAAAAAUUAAUUAAUGUUACAGAUAAGUAGCAAAACCCAGAAGCUGGUGUUUAGGCAACAGGUGCAAAAUUAACAACCAAAUAACUGAGAUAGCUUAGUCGGCUGAGCAACAGGCUCUGAAUUUCAGGGUUGUGGGUUCGAAGACCACGUAGGGCAAAAAUAUUCCUGCGUUGGAGGGGGUCAGACUAGAUGCCCCUCACGGUCCCUUCCAACUUGACGAUUCUAUACGAUAAUAAGUUUUUAUCCCAGGCUACUAUUUUUAUAGAAGGCGAUAAACAGCUCAAGUUAACCCAGAGGUUUUAUAAUGUGAGGAGAGUCCCCUGUUUUAAGUUUUUUAAGCCAACCUGCCUUUGUCCCUCAAGACUUGAGCCAAUUUUCUUUUAUUAUUCUAUUUUUCGACAAGGACACUUUGGCCAGAUUUUGCUGUACUGAUUUGUCAGAGAAUACACACUCUCACGCACGCACACACCUCUCAUUGCUUCCAAGAUCUCGCUAUUAUUAUGAGCCUGGCUGCUAAGUAGGAGAGAACUUAAUUGAAGGUUGAAGCUGUAAGUUAAUAUUCGUCUCUUGUGAAAAGAUUGAGGAGAAGCAACUCUGGACAUUUUGUCCAGCAAAUUCGCUGCACCCGGUGGGAGGGAGUUCCACAGGUUAACUAAGCGCUGCAUGAAGAAGCACUUUCUUUUAUCUGUCCUGGAUCUGCCACCAUUCGCCUUCUUUUGGUAUCCCAUUAGUUCCUUGGCAGACAUUCCCCCAACAUGACCAGUAGAUGCUGGGGCUGUGGGUGCGAAUCCUGAUUCAAUGCCAGAGAGUGGCUGGUGCGAUUCAGGGCAGGCUGAGGCGGCGAUCUGGGGUCUUCCUUCCAGGACGCAAACAGAUUUCCGAUGCUCCCUGCCCAGGGCCCUUGCAGACUCCUAGCUGCGCUCCUUGCAUUGGAGCGGGUUGGACUAGAUGAGCUUUGGGGUCUGCCUCCCUGGUCCUGAAUGGGGCAACUGUGCCCCUGAAGGACCAGGUGCGCAGCCUGGGAGUCAUUCUGGACUCACAGCUGUCCAUGGAGGCGCAGGUCAGUUCUGUGUCCAGGGCAGCUGUUUACCAGCUCCAUCUGGUACGCAGGAUGAGACCCUCCCUGCCCGCAGACUGUCUGGCCAGAGUGGCACAUGCUCUGGUUAUCUCCCGCUUGGACUACUGCCAUGAGCUCUACGUGGGGCUACCUUUAAAGGUGACUCGGAAACUGCAAUUAAUCCAGAAUGCGGCAGCCAGACUGGUGACUGGGAGCGGCUGCCGAGACCGCAUAACACCGGUCCUGAAAGACUUACAUUGACUCCCAGUACGUUUCCGAGCACAAUUCAAAUUGUUGGUGCUGACAUUAAAAGCCCUAAACGGCCUCAGUCAAGUAUACCUGAAGGAGCAUCUCCACCCCCAUCAUUCUGCCCGGACACUGAGGUCCAGCUGCGAGGGCCUUCUGGCGGUUCCCUCCUUGUGAGAAGUGAGGUUACAGGGAACCAGGCAAAGGGCCUUCUUGGUGGUGGCUCCUGCCCUGUGGAACGCCCUCCCACCAGAUGUCAAAGAAAUAAACAACUAUCUGACGUUUAGAAGACAUCUGAAGGCAGCCCUGUUUAGGGAUGUUUUUAAUGACUGAAGUUUUAAUGUAUAUUUAAUCUUUAGUUGGAAGCCGCCCAGAGUGGCUGGGGAAACCCAGCCAGAUGGGCGGGGUAUAAGUAAUAAAUUAUUAUUUGAGUUUCUAUUGAGAUGAGGCUUCAUUUUAAUGUUGUAUUUUAAUCCUGUUUUUAAGUUGUAUCUUAAUCAAUUGUUUUAUAUCUGGUGUUAGCCACCCCGAGCCUGGUCUUGGCUGGGGAGGGCGGGGUAUAAAUAAAAUUUAUUAUUAUUAUUAUUAUUAUUAUUAUUAUUAUUAUUAUAUCAUUAUUAUUCCCUGAUUCUUCCCGCUCUUCCAGGAGACGAAACAUACCUCGACAUCUUCCAGGAUUUCUCCCUCAUGGCGUCCAACGAUCCAGACAAGUUGACCCGGCGGAGUUAUGAUCUGAAGCUGACGACGAUGUGAAGUUGGCCCCCAGCCGCCGAAAGGAGGAGGGAGACAGGAGCAAGAGGCCUUAAGUUACCUUCAGAUUCCCGGUGUGACACUUGAGUCGGAAACAAAGGACCGUCCAGUAGAAGUUUGUCUCUCCCUUCAGCCCCCAAAGUGCUUUUGGUGACUUUGUGGUGUCUGGCAGAAGCAAAGGGUUUUCGUGGAAGUUUGCGGGAAACGAAGAACCGAUCUCUCCAGAUUACUCUGCCCUCCACAACUCCUGUCUUUUAUUUAUUGCUGACAGAUGAGGACGUAAAAAGCUGUACCACCUUCUUGGCCCUUGAUGGACACAGAGAUAAAAUUACGGAUUAUUUCUCCUCCCACCUCUUCGAAACCAGAUUACAGUCGUUUUAUUUUCUUCCCUGGGCCUUGAAAAGGGAGAUACUCCUUGAGGGAGCAAAGGGAUUUGGGGUCGAGGAAAGGUUGUGUAGGAAGAGGCACAGAUUAAGCACAGCUCCCUACAAUUUGGGAAAUGGUGUGUUUCAUCUCUGUGUGUGUUGAAAUUCUCAGCGGUUUUUUCCUGAGGUUGAAAUCUAAUUUUGCAGGUAGAGCAAACCUGCCUCAAGGUUUGCCCACGUUUAUUUCGUUCGUAAUUAGCUGAGCGUAAACGGAACGUUCUUUUUCUUUUAAUUUAAAUUGCGGUGUGGACAUUUUAAAUAAACUCGCAUCUCUGGCCAAACCACCCCAAAUGACCAAGCUAAAGGCAACCAGUGUGGUCAUUUCCGUGUUUUAAUUUUUUGCCUCUGUGUGUGAGUGUGUUCUUGUUUGUUUUUCAAAGUACUGGGG